GGGGUGAGGGGCGGGGAGGUGCCGAGCGCCGCCGAACGAGCCCAGGUUGCUGCCCGUACUAGGCAAGGAAAAGAAGGAGCAACACGGCGGCGGGCGGCGUCGAACUAAGGCCGGUCUUAUUCGGCGGGUUUCCGUCGAGGAAACGCGAGGAGAGAACGGGAGCCAGAGCGAGACAGACAAACAGACAGACACCUCGACGGUGCCUGCCAGCGAGGAGAAAGAGCGCGCGGCGGCGUCCGCCUCCUCUCCCCCCCUCCUUUUUUUAUUCCCCUGCGCGCGCCCCCUCCUCGGCCUCCUAUUGGACGCCCUGCCGCCUCUCUUCUCUUCUCCCCGCCUCCCGUUCCGUGGCGGCUGCUGCUGCUGCUGCUGCUAGAGCUGCUUUCAGAGGCAGCGGCCGUGAUUGGAAUAAUCCGGGCGUUCGCUCGCUCCCGAGAAGCCCCUUCGUCGUCUUCGCUCACCCCUCUGCCCAAUUAUAUAUAUAUAUAUCUCGCUCGCGCGCGCCUAGGGCACUCUCAUGCGCACGCGCGCGGAUCUGAGGGGAACGGCGAGCCCGGGCGUCGAGUGAGCGGGAGGCGAGCGAGCGAGGCCUGCGCGCCUGUGUGUUGUGGGGCAGCCCAGCCACCCUCUCGGCUCCCCGCCUCCCGCCGUCUAGCCCAGAGCCGCGUCGCAAGGCCGAAGCGGCGGUGAGGAGGCGGAGGGCGCCUUCUUCUCCCCUCCCCAAACGACGACCCUCUUGACCCGCCUCUCAAGCUCGGACCGCUCCGGUGGGGGGCAGAAAGGAAACCCCUUGGCCAGGAGGAUGACGGGCCCCCGACGAGGGUGAGUGGGGCGCGGUGUGUGGCGGCGGGGAAGGAGGGGAGAUAGGUGAGGGAGGCGACUAAAUGGCGGCGGGGGAAGGUGUGGAGUCCGCAGGCAGGCCUCCCUCGGGUUUCGCCCUCCCGCCUCCUCGUCUGAAAGGGGAGACGUGUGGACGUGAGUGCCUUUGCUUCCCCCUCGCAACCGGUGCAGAGGAGGCCUGGCCGGUGGCCCUGACGGAAAGGCUGCCCUCCCCGUCUUGAAUUUAAUAAUACAUUUUUAUUUGUACCCCCACCCAUCUGACUGGGUUGCCCCAGCCACUCGCACGAUAAAAGGUUAAAACUUAAGAAAGGCUUCCUUAAAGCGGGUGGUGCGCACCGUUCAGCUCGGUGGGAUUCACUCCGGAUUAAGUAUAGGAUCGGGCUGCUGAAGAGAAGCGAAGUCGGCCGGCCCCGGAGUUCUUGGUGUCGACAGAGAAUCGACGCCUCCAAUUCCACCCCCCCCCCAAAAAAAAGCGGGCCGCUGUGUCUCACUACAUAACUUUUAAAAAAAUAAGUCCCAGGUUUAACUAAUUAAAUAACUCGGCCUGAGCUGUUUGCUAGCCGUGGAAAUGGCCAGCUAACAAUAGAUCGUUUCCAUUGCUGCUUCUCUUCUCUGCCUGCUACCAUUUGGAGAAGGGGGUCUUUUUUUCUUUUUUGAGGGUCCUGGGAUUGGUCGUUUGCUAGGAGCCUUUUGGCACUUUUAAGUUGCCCUUUCUCACCUUUCCGUUUCCGAUCUUGGUGUAAGUUUUUGCGCUUGGUUGUCUUCCUGGAGUGAGUGGUGCUACUUACUUAGGGGAGAGGCCCUUCAUUUGUAGUGUUGAUUUUUAAUUAACAGAAUUACUUAAUAUCCUUUCCACUGCAGCCACCAAAAUAAGCAAUAAAUAUUAAAGGAGUUGAUAGCCGUCAUAAUUAGAAGUGUUAAUCAAGCUCCAGUAGUGCGGUGUGUGCUACUUUUCUGCAGUGUAUUCAAUAUUACAGUGACUAGGUAACUCAGUAGCAGUUGCAGUUACUUCUUGGCACAUUUGACUUGGUUGGAAAUAAGAUCAGUGGGCCUUGGUUCCAAGCAGUGGACUGCUAGUUUUUGAAAAAUGAAAUUUUAUAAAAUGUAAAGUAUAAAUCUCCUACUAAAAUGAGUACAGCAGUGCAGUUAUGGCUAUGUCUACUCACAAGUCCUUUUGAAUUCAAUGGGGCUUACUUGCAGGAUUGCAACCUCAGUGUCCUCUAGAAGUUUUAGGUUUUAGGUUUUGGUGUUUGAAUGUGGUGGUUGUAGCACCUGUUUUGUUCAGUCACAUAUCCAGGAAUAAAUUAGCUUUAAUGAGGCAAGACAUUCAUUUGUGACUAGCUGUUUUUUGUUUGUUUUUUUGUAUGGUGAAAAUUGAUACAUCUGGUUUGAUAAGUCCAGUAUGAUGAUAUAUUCAUUGGUUCUGUAAAAGGUAAAAAAAAGUAAAAGAAAUGGGUUGGUAAUGUUGUUGUUGUUGUUGUUUAGUCGUGCCCGACUCUUCGUGACCCCAUGGACCAGAGCACGCCAGGCACUCCUGUCUUCCAAUACAGUUCUGUAAAAUGAAAGUUCUGUGAUACAAGGAAAGAAAAUAGUUUAUAAUAGACAGCUAUUGUAGCUAAAUGUUUCACAAGUAUGUUCUAAAUCAUUGGAUAGCCAAUCUGCAACAUGGGUUCCAAAAGUGGUUCAGGAAGUGGGAUGUUGAGAUGUACUUGGGUCCUUUUGCCCAGUUUUGGCAUUUCUGUGCACUUCUGCCUCCCUGCCUAGCACUCACUCUUUAGACAAGAGGUGGAAAGUCCACCAAGUGAACUUGUUUGUUGGUUGGCCACCACUGUGUUAAAUUCACUGUAGUGUUUUCUUUUUACAUUUUGUCAUAACAAUUCAUGUGAAUUAGAACUCUCCGGUUAGUUAUGUUUAUGAGAGUUUAACAGGUGUAUUUUCUAUUCCAAAUACAUGACUUGACUUGCAGAUGCCUUGAACUGGCACCACACCAGAAGUCCUGAUCCUAGUUCUCUGUUAUAUAGGAUUUAAAAAUCAAUGUGAAGUUAACAGAGAAGACAAUUGCAUUUAUUAAGUUUGGGUCCUGCAGUUCUUGAAAUAUACUCCUCCAAGCUCAAAACAAAUUGGUGCAAAAAACCCCAAACUAAAUCCACACAGUGGAUUCAGUUGUUUGAAUGCUAGAUCAAUAUAUUUUGUGAUUUAUUCAUAUUUAGACUGUAAUGCACAAAUCUAUGAAAAGCAUUCAUACUAAUUACACUCCUUCACACUAGACUUGGCUGUGCCCAGUUAAUUUGAAUGUAGUUUGCCUCCAAGUAAGUGAAUUAGGGUUAUAUAUGCCUAAUAGUUUAAAGAUUGCAGCUUGGUUCCUUGAAAUUAAAUAAGGUGUUGAGGGUUAUUGUUCUGCUUUUCAUGCAUUUAGCAACUAUGUUCAAUUAUUUGAACUGUGUAAAUACUACAUCACAUCUGUGUAUCUUUUCCUUCGUUUUAAGAAGCAUGAGAGUUUUUGUAUUGAUCUGAUAUGUAAAAGGGCACCUACUGUAGUUGCCUUUGCCUAAGGCUUGGUUUUGAUACAUGUUGUUUCUUGUAUGUGAAGGCAUGUUGUUCAGAUGGCCAAUACAUAUCAUUAAUUUUUGAACGGCAGUUUUGUGAAUCAGUUCCUGAGAACCACUGUGAAUCCCAAAUUCUAAUAAUAAACUCAGUUCUCUUAAGUGUGGAUACUUUAGGUAGGCCAAACAGCACCCACCUGUUUACAAGAGGAAGGUAUCAGCAGGCUUCCAGGGGUGGAGAGGAGCCAAGGUUUGGUGAGGCAUUAUUCCAUUAGCUCAAAUGGGCCUGGGAAGAAACCCCCGAAAUAGCCCAAUGAGGACUGAACAUGGUCAGUGGAUAGUCAGUGCUGGCUAACAGGGGUGGUGAUGAAGAAAUGAAAUGGAGCAUUCUAGGAGAAUCGUUGUUCAGGUCAAAUCCUGAAAAGGAGUACCCCUAUGCUGAAACAUUUUGCUGCGGGGCCUUAGUUUAAGUCUUUCUGUCAUCUUAUGAUCACAAAACUAGUGUUCUUACAUUAAAUAUAUACUGUAGAAAAUGAAGCUUUCUUACUGCAGAAUGUUAGCUUCUUGACAAUAACUUUCAAGUGCACAAAGUUUUUUAAGGUAUAGUUAUUGAAAGUUCUGAAGAAGCAGUGGAGUGAGAUCUUAAAGGUUAAACAUGUUUUCUGAUGGAAUGUUCUGACUAGCAUUGUUUUGGGCCUAAAUUGUGCGUUCUGAAUUUGCAACUCCUUCUGAUAAAGCUCCCUCUGAAGCAGGAUAAAAGUUAGGCUGAAAGUGUGUGUGAGAGAGAGAUUAAAGGUAUUUUCAUCAUAACAAAAAGAAGAUUAAGGGGGUAUGUUUUUGAAGGUUAUCCUCAAGACUAGUUUGCAGGUCAAUGGGUUUUAAGGAGAAGAAAGAUAUAUUCAAUAUAUAAUUGGUAAAACUUCGUAAGCUUUGGAGCAAGUUGCCUGCUGCAAUGUAACUUUAUGUUCUAGCAAUGUAACUUUAUUCUAAACAAAUUCACUGAACUUGGUGUUUUUUAGUUUUUUAAAGUUCCAUCAUUUCAGUUGGGCUACUUGGAAUACUGUACUUCAUGAGUAAAAUAUGUUGUUUAUAGUUCAUUCCUACACAUAUUUACUCAGAAGAAAGUCCCAGCAUGUUUAAUAGAGCUUACUCCCUAGUAAAUAUGUCUAGCUAACACACAUCCCAGAUAAUAACUGUCAUUGAACUUUGAGGACCUAAUUUUCACAUAGACAUGUGUAGGAUUGUGCUGUUACUUCUCUCAUGUAAUAUGUACCAUAUAUUAAUUAGCAGUGUAUACAGUGGUACCUCGGGUUAAGAACUUAAUUCAUUCUGGAGGUCCGUUCUUAAGCUGAAACUGUUCUUAACCUGAGGUACCACUUUAGCUAAUGGGGCCUCCCGCUGCCGCCACCCACACGAUUUCUGUUCUCAUCCUGAAGCAAAGUUCUUAACCCAAGGUACUAUUUCUGGGUUAGUGGAGUCUGUAACCUGAAGCGUCUAUAACCCGAGGUACCACUGUAUAAAUAUUUGCCCACUGAUGUUCUUAAAUUUGAAGGUAAUGAAAGUUGAUCCAUUAAAAUCUAUUACAACCUGCCACUUUUUCUUACCGUAGGCAGGUAGCAAGGGUCCUCAGGUAAGUAAAUUUCUCUUGAGGAUACUCCAUGUGGGUAACACCCCCCAUACAAUCUAGGUACUUAUCUUUGCUGUUUAAAGCCAUGAGAGAAAGCACAGAUAGUCCAGUCAUUACUGGCAGUCUUGAAACAUUAGCGUUAUGCCACAUGUGAGCAACCUAUGAGGUACAUAUGACCCUCAGAGGCCUUCUGUGCAGUACCCAUGGGUGUCCCAAGAUGCCACUAAAAUCCCACAUUCCUCAUCACAGCAUUUCAUUACUCACAUUCAUUGAGGGAGUUAGGCAUGUGCAUGCUCCCCUACCCAUCAGUAUUGUGCUUCUCUCAUACUGCUUUCUGAAAGGCCCUGGGCUAAGUAGCUGCACAAUUUGGGAGAGGGCUUUUGCAAGUAAGCUAAGGCUCUCCUUUUUUCGUAGCCUUUCUCAUAGUUCAGAGCCACACUGCAAGCUGAGCUAGUCCACGUCUUUCAUUUCCCCUUGUUGCCUUGCAGAUCCCACCCAAAUGGGAAAGGUUUGGCAGAGUGACUUGGUGCUCCUGAUUUUUGUGUAUGUGCAUACCAUAUUUUUCGCCCUAUAGGGCGCACCGGCCCAUAGGACGCACCUUGUUUCUUUUGGGGGGGGGGAAUGAAUAAAAAAAAUUAUCCCCCCCGCCACGGGGCUGGGGCAGGGGAAGCCCGAGCUUCCUCCGACCCCAGCCCCCAGAACAGGCUGCUAUCCGCAAGCCUUGCGACACCUGCGCGAAGCAUGGGGCACCCUCCAGAGGGCACCCCGUGCUUCGGGCUGCAGGCUGCUGCCCGCAAGCCUUGCGAGCCUGCGGGAACUCCUGUCGGGCUUGCAAGGCUUGCGGAUAGCUUCCUGAAGCCUGGAGAGCGAGAGGGGUCGUUGCGCACCGACCCCUCUCGCUCUCCAGGCUCCAGCGAAAGCCUGCAUUCGCCCCAUAGGACGCACACACAUUUCCCCUUCAUUUGGGAUGCACCAAUUGAUGGGGUCGGUAGGUGUCUGUGAACAAGCAUUGUGUAUAUUAAAUAUUAUUAACUAUAUUGUGAACACUUUAAUUUACAAUAUGGAUAUUUAAUUCAACGUGUGGUUCCUAGGCUCUGUGUUGAGGUAUUAUUGCGGCCCAUUUGUUCUGAGAUAUUGUACCACCAUGAUAUGGAUGGCAGAAAAGAGGUGUCUCCACCCACCAUCAAAAUUUGGCUCCCAACGAUUUCCCCCUGUUGAUUGUGCCUCUUAAUCCUGAAAAAUUUGCCCUCACCUGCUCUAUGGGUUGCAGGAACAAAAAGAAUGGAUAAUUGAGAAAAAGAGCUGUGUUGGUAGGGAUGACAGAUGCGCUAUACUACAGAGAGAGAAGAGAGCGUGAAUGGUAUGCGGAAAGAAAAGGAGGGAAAGCUAUUGGAGAAGUAUUCAAAGAAGUAGUAGAACAGAGCAAAAAGGGACUAAUAGAAUAGGCUAAAAAGAAAACACUGUGUUAAAAUAACAAGUGGCUCACCGAGGUAUUGGUAUGGUGUGCCCCUGCACUAAGUGUGAAGAUUUGCUCCCAGGUAGUGUAGAGAACUGGCAUUGGACAUAUCUUCAUAUUUCCUUGUGAUAGCUCAUUUUCAGCUCCUGUGUUUUGUUUUCUUUUUCCUCUUUUCUUUUGCAAGUAGACCAGAGGUGUCCAAACUUUUUUCAAAGGGGGCCAGAUUUGAUGAAGUGAAGGGCCGUGAGGGCUGACCAAAGUUGUUGAGCUUUUUUUAGGAUUGAAGUUGUGGAGGUAUUAGGCCCCCGAAACAGACUUUGGACACGCCUGAAGUAGACUGUUGUAGUGUGUUGUUACCUGCACACCAAGUAUGAGGGGGAGGAAGUUAUUUACCACCUGUAUGCCAUGGAUGCUGUCAGUAGUGCUAUUUUCUAGAAAAGAGGUGCCAGAACUCACCAUGAAUGCCUCCCUUGUUCUCUUAUAAUGGCAAUGGCACCCACCUGAGAGGUGCCAGAACUGAGUUCCGGUGAGUUCCAGCUGCAAACAAGACCUGGCUGUCAGGUAGAUGCCCUGGACACUUAGACAGUAUGUUCCAGACAGAACUGCUCAUUGGAAGGGUGCUGCGAGGUUGCUAAAGAAUCACAUUUUUACCAGCCACAGUAUAUAGUAAUUGCAUUAUACCUGAGAUACAAGCACUUCCCUGAGGGAAAACAUUUGGCUUCCUUGCAACACAUGAGCAACAACUGAACAGUUGUUGCGUUAUAAACAGAUGGCCUGGAAAAAUUCCAAAGUGAUGUCUGCAGUGUGCACUAGGGAUUCUGGGAUACAUAUCUGGGAAUGCAUACUUGUUUGAACUUCACAUUUACUGUUGUUCACAGUACUGAAAUUAAAUUAUCUAAAACCUAGGAAACCAGGGUGAGCACAAACCAGUUUGAAAAUUAGUAAUCACUAAGAAAGCAAACUGAAGUGUUAAUAGUGAGUGGCAAACGGGUCAAAGGCAAGGUUGAAUUCUUGAUUUAAAAAAAUAGUUUUGUAGGUGCAAAAUGUAGAUAUCUGGCUUGAUUAUUCUAGAUUAUUCUUGAAUCUUGUGUGAGUCACAUCUGUUUAACCUAACAAGCCUGCUAAAGUUAUUAGCUCACAAAGCAAUUACUAACCCACCUGCCUACAUAUACCUGUAUCUGGCCUAAAAUAAAAAUUAAAAGAACCAGUCUUUGUAAAGAUUCCCUAUCUAGUUGCUUAGAGACAAUUCUUAUUUGCAGCUGGGCAAGCCUAGGUUGGUUUGUUGUUUUUGCAUGGUCAUGAUAGUGUGUAUUGUGAUAUUCUAGGAUUAUACUUGUGUUCCAGAAAUAGGAAAAUAUUCUGCUGCAUACAGCAAUGUGUUGCACUGCUCUAGAAUCUUUGCUCCAAAAAUAAGACUCAUUUACAUACUACUACAUUACCAGCAAGUGAUCAGUUCCACAACUGUUCCCGCAAUACAGUAUUAAGAAGCUGCUGUUUUAAAAAGGAUUUAUUAAAUGUGAAAAACUUUGUUUCCUCAACCACAGAUAGUUGUAUGACUGCACACUUCUACUAAUGGACCUGGUAGUAGAUAUGUUUAAUUCAGAGCAAAGUGUAUUGAGCUUCAAGUAGAAAUGUAAGAAUCCCCAGAAGUGCUCCAGUAUUGCAUAACUUAAAGCAAUAUGCAUUUGAUCAUUAAUGUGGCAUAUAAUAAAAGCAGCAGCACAUCUCCUCUGAAGUCUAGACUGUGAUUUGUAAUCUCUCUCAGAACGUGCCAGCUGAAUCUUUCAGCCAAACUAUAAUUGACUGAAUAGAACUAUGAAAUGCUUUCUGCAAAAAGUGUCAGUCUAACAGAGAUUUUUGAGACUAGAUUGAUUUUAAUCACUGAAAAAACAGAUUGUGAAUCAAAUUUUCCAUGUUAAUCCAUCUAUUUCUUGAACAAGCACGCAUACCAUUUGGCUGCUAAAACAAAAUGUUUUCUGUGUUUUUUGCAAUGUAAUAAAGUGGCCUAGCUAUACUAAGCACUAUGCAGCCCACAUGCCCUUUGCACUACAGAAUUUGUAUGUGUUUAAAGACAGAAAGCCUUCACAGUUGCUAAUGGUUUUAUUUGACUUUAUUAAUAAGGACAAUAAGCAAGAGCACUUACUUGAAGACAGCAUGCUAAGAACUAUUCAGAAGCAAGGGUUGGUAGUUAAUAGAACAGCACUUCUUCAAAAAAUGGGAAGUCUGUAUCCAGGGCCUUUGACUCACCGUAUAAACCUGUAAUCUCUUAUUCAGUUGGGAAUAAAGUCAGUUGAACUCGAUAGAACUUACUUCUGAGUGCAAAUGUAUAGGAUUGCACUGUAAAUGUUAGGGAUGUGCAUUGGGUUCAGAUGAAUCCUAGAAUGAAGUGGACUGCCUCAUACAAAUUUUAUGUUUGCCAGAGGUAAAGCUCUUUCUACAAGGUGGCUUGCAUUGAAGCAACAACUUUGCCUUAGAAACCUAGACAGUCGCUAAAAAUAAUAUGGACAAGUAGCUGCUGAAAGCAAUGGUAUUGUUGCUAAGCUUACUAUAAUGUCAAGCUGGUUCAGACCUGGCCUUGGAACUGAAUCAGACUUGGUCACCCUAAUGGGUGACUUUUAUCAUGAGAGAAACAUGGGAAGGAGUGUGACCUUGUUAUUUCUGCUCAGUCUCUCAGUGGCUUUUGAUAGUGGCUUUUGAUACUUUUGACCAUGGUAUCCUCCUGGACUGACUCAAUUGGAUGGUUAUCCAAGGCAUUGUAUUACACUGGUUCCAUCCUUAGUUUCAGGGCUCCUGGCACCUGUGUUAGAGAGUUCUGCAUCUUUUCAUAAUAGUUAGCUGAUUUCUGAUUUUAAAAUUUUGCAUAGUUUUUAUUGUAUGGUUUUAUGGGUGACUGUUGUAAACUAUUCUGAAUUUUUUUUUAAUGACUAGCAAUAUAGAUAAAUUGUUCCAAUAUAGCUUUUUAUUUUAUUUAGAUGCAUUAAAAUUUGAUAAUUUUACUUAAUAAAAUACAGUUUGCUGUCAGAUACAAACUGUUUGAUAAUAUGCAUAGCCUUAUUACUCCAAAUAAACCCCUAAUUUACAUUUUGUAAACUGGGGUGGAUAUGUUAAGCCCCUAGAGCUGUAUUCUGCAGAAACUAUGGCUCUCAGUGUGGAUUUUUAAAUGCUCUGUUAAUGAAUUUUAAAGCAGUAUUAAUCAGGUUACUUCUUGACUUCCACACUCUUAAUAGUGCUUUUCCAGGUCACACCUUUUUUUAAUGUGAAACUAUUAUGCUGAAAAAUUUUCUGGCAUAAGGAAUUAGAAGAGAGAGUGUAAAUUAAAUUGUGGAAAGUCAAACAACAGAUGUCAGCUUUGAAGUCUGAGAUUGUCCAAUAAAAAUAAACUAGAAGAAAGGGAAUCAAAAUGUGGAAUUAAACAUCUGCUUGGCAGCUGUGGAUAUCUGUCUGUCUUAAAUUCUAAGAUGUGGCACAUUGCACUUUCUAUUUCUUUACAUUUAUAUUCCAUCCUAUUUUGAAGGUUUACAAUCAAACUAUAAAUUUCCAUUUAACUGUCUCCAUUGUUUCUUUCACCUUUUGCAGUGCAGCCAACCCAACCAUUAUGAGCCCUGCCAGUCACAGUGUCCUUUCCCGUUCUCAUUCCAAAGCUUCUGUGAUACUCAAUACAGUGGUACCUCGGGUUAAGAACUUAAUUCGUUCUGGAGGUCCGUUCUUAACCUGAGGUACCACUUUAGCUAAUGAGGCCUUGCGCCGCCACUGUGCGAUUUCUGUUCUCAUCCUGAAGUAAAGUUCUUAACCUGAGGUCCUAUUUCUGGGUUAGUGGAGUCUGUAACCUGAAGUGUCUGUAACCAGUGGUACCUCUGGUUACAAACUUAAUUCAUUCUGGAGGUCUGUUCUUAAGCUGAAACCCUUCUUAUCCUGAGGCGCGCUUUCGCUAAUAGGGUCUUCUGCGCGCGCGCGCCUCUGGUGCACGAUUUCUGUUCGUAUCCUGGGGCAAAGUUCGCAACCAGGAGCAGCUACUUCCGGGUUAGCGGAGCUCGUAACCUGAAGCGUUUGUAACCAGAAGCGUCCGUAACCAGAGGUACCACUGUACAAGAAACCCAGCUCCCAAUAAAUGUAUAUCUACUAUCCCCAACACUUCCUGUCUCUUAACCAUGUAGCCUGAUCUUUCCCUCAUCAAACCCAGUUCCCUGAGGGUAGCUACCUAAAUGCCCACAGGGAUGCAGCUUCCAAAUGCACUGACUGCCCAGUGUUAGAAACUGAGAUAUGAAAGCUAGGAGCUAAAUGGUACCUUAAGCCUAGGUUAUGGGCAUAGCAACAGAAUGUCCAGGUGCACUUUUUCAUAACAAGAAUGCAAAGCUGAAAAUGAAUGAACUGCAGCUAAAAGAUUAUGUUCAUUUUUCACUUGGUCUAGUCCUUCCCCUGCCCAGCCCCCUAAUAUUCUUAGGAGGGUCUCUUCUCUAGUCUUCCAAGAGUACAUUGAAGUGGGGAGGACUAGACCAUGUGUUCCAUUCAAAGUUAUAUUAUGUUGCCUUUCAGGGUAAGCAACUAAUUCCCCUUAUUAGGGGCUCCUGGAAGACACCCUGGGUACAGAUUGAGUCUUCCCCUCCAUCUCUUUCUGAGACUGUCCAGGGCAGCACUGAGGAAAAUUUGUAACCUCUUCUUGAAAACAACCCUUUUGACAUGGAGUGAGUGGAGUUUGGUUUGGGCCCCGGGUGUGCCACCGCUCACCUCAAUAUUGGAUCACGUUGCUUUAAAUAUCAGCAAUUUCAGGCCUGGGAAUCUAGGGGAGUCUAUAGAAUUAGUGACGUACUAUAUGGAGAACAAGUAAUUAAGAAGGAGGCUGUCAUUGUGCUGCUGUUGGGUACAUUGUUUACAUGGUUGUAGCUGCCUCAGGCAUGUUCAUUUGCAGCAAAUCCCUAUGGAAGGGGACAAAUCUACAAGAUGGGGGACCAGCCUCUAUGCUUUAUAGCAGGGGUCAGCAAACUUUUUCAGACCUUAGAGGGUGGACAGCAGACUAUAUUUUGAAAAAAGAAAAGUAAAGAACGAAUUCCUAUGCCCCACAAAUAACCCAGAGAUGCAUUUUAAAUAAAAGGACACAUUCUACUCAUGUAAAAACACGCUGAUUCCUGGACCGUGCGUGGGCCAGAUUUAGAAGGUGAUUGGGCCGGAUCUGGAUGAAUCUCCAAAUGCAUGAGUAAUAUUACAUUUACUGAUACUUUCCUUGCUUCAGUAGUAGUAGUAGUAGUAGUAGUAGAAGAAGAAGAAGAAGACAUUAAUUUAAUUAAUUAAUUAAUUAAUUAAUUAAAAUAAUAUUUAUAUCUCACCCAUCUGGCUGGGUUUCCCCAGCCACUCUGGGUGGCUUGUGGUACAUAUAAAAACAUAGUAAAACCUCAAACAUUAAAUACCUCCUGAUACAGGGCUGCCUUCAGAUUUUUUCUAAAAGUCAGGUAGUUGUUCAUUUCCCUAACAGCUGAUGGGUGGGCGUUCUACAGGGAGGAUGCCACUGCUGAGAAGGUCCUCUGCCUGGUUCCCUCUAGCUUCACUUCUCGCAGUGAGGAAACUGCCAGAAAACCCUGGGAGGAGGACCUGAAUGAUGGGGUGGAGACACUCCUUCAGGUAUACUGGGCCGAGGUUACUUUGCUUUGUGCAGGUUUGUAACUGAAAUAAGUCUGUGUGCUGUUUGUAAUGUUUAAUGAAAAUAAUAAAAUUCUCUUUAAAAAAAUCUUAUUCCUAGCCCUAUUUUCCACCCACCCACAGUGACUUCGAGUGGAAAAAAUUCCACUGUUAUAUUUUUCUGUGCAAUAUUUUCCAUUCCUAAAAAUACAUUUUCCCCAUAAAAUUAAUCAUUAACAUAAUGAAUCAAAUAGCUGCUAGUUGUAAUGUUGUAAUUAACGUUUUCCAGAUGAUUGUCCCUAGGAAGUACUUGCACACAGACCUACAUACAAUUUCAGUACCUUAACUUUUUCUUAAACUUUAACUAACAUACCCUAAUAAAAACAAAUUCCAAACAAAUUGCUACCCAAGUGUGCUUUAUUGAUCCCCGCCCCCACUCAGAUAAAUUUAAAUGCUUCUGGUUUUUUGUAAAAUAUUUAAUAUUUAUGCAGCAUGCAAAAUGAACAUUGAAUACUUUUGAUUAAGGUUUGUUUACCAAACAGAAAUAAAUCUGUCACAUCACCCCUACUCCCAAGUGACUUAAGUUUAAGUUGAGUAAAGUGAGCUAAAAGUUGACAAUCAGGGUGCUAUUAAAGAAGCAGGAAGCAAAGAAAUAAAGGAGAAAGUGAGAGCUGAGAGACAGGUUUUGCUUCCUCACCCACUCACUUGCAUGUACCUGUCUGCCUCUGUGGCUCAGGAGCAAAGUAGGUAGAGACAGAAGCAGACAAGCAAAAGAAAAAGGGAUCGCUUUGUUUUCUGCUCACCCCCUGCCCCCACAAUUCAAGGAAAAAGAACAGGGGCAGCUGAUUGGGAGGGGGCAAUAGGUUAUACCUUUUGCUCCUUCCUGAGUUGCAGCUGCAAAGCUGAACCAUAGCUGGCCUGAAUCACAUAUUAUGAAUAUGAUUUUGCAAGGCAGUGGUGCACUGAAGCUGCUGGGUGUUUAAGCAGCAGCUAUGGCUAUAGUACCUUAGUCUGGGACUGGCGCUCAUUGCCAGUGCAGUGACCACAGAUUAGAGCAGAGAAAGAAAAAUCAUUUUUGCCUGGACACUUCUAUACUAUACUGGCAUGCCAAAUAUUUCAAAAUUUUAAAUAUUUUUAGGAUUACAGCCCUCAACCACUUCUAAUGGAUUACUCAUAUCAGUUUUGAAUUAAAUAACUGAUGAAUCAGUUAAAUUUGUGUAUGGGAAAAACAUUAUUUCUGAAGCAUGAAACAUGUUUACUUAAUUUUUAGAGAUGCACACAUUUGUCCUUGUAGGCAUAAUCUUGGUAAAGGCAUUCCUCCUGUGGUUGAGAGAAGGGAGAAUGCCUCUGAAUAAGUUGGUUGGCACCUGAGGUUUUUAUAAGCAUUGGAAAUUUAAAAAAAGUCCUGCUGUCCAGUUUGAUUAGGGGCAUCCUUUUAGUUAAUCAAUAUGUUAUACUGAUUUUUUUUUUAAAAAAGCAAGUUCCAGCCAUUGCUGUGACCCAGGCCAGUGGCCCAUCAAUUGGGUUGUUAUGAGAAAUGUUUCUAGCAUGUCAGACUGUAGAUUAAAAUUAUUUUGCUAUAGUGCUUUGCCUUCGCUUGAGAAUUUGACAUCUAACCAAAUGUAUCAGGAUAUACUAGAAAACUUCUUUGUUCAUAUGAUUUGACUUGCAGUCUAUCUUCUGUUCUAAAAUCCAAAUGUGCUUCCUGAAAUGCUCAUGUGUGUGUGUGUUUGUGUGUGUGUGUUUAUUUGUGAAGGCUAAAAUCUACUUGGUAUUUGCAGUGUAUAAGAAUGGCAUGGGAGGGGGGAAUUUAACACUAACAUGAUUUUUCCCCACAUUAAGGUUAGAGUCCUAUAACCACUUAACUGGGAGUAAGCACUGUUCAGUAUUCAGUUCAAUGGAUUUUGCUUCUGAGUUAGGCAUAGGAUUGCACUGUAAAAUAACUUUUAUCAAGGAAAUACUGGCUCAGUAGAUAGUGUCAGGAGCUCGUCCUACACUCGAGCAGGACCCUGGUAGAGACACAUGCCUGAUUGGCAUGUUCUCUCCCUCCUGGUCGAUUGUUUGGAAGUGUCAAAAGCUUUCUUCUGCCCGAACAUCACAGUGACCGAUGCCAACAGACAUCGGCACACUUAGGGAUCUGCAGAGUGUUCGCAGUUUGCGUAACAGAACUCAGCAACUCAGUAUUUUGGCUAAUCAACAUGGCUCCCUCUCUCUCUAGCAUCGGACAGCAAAAAGAAAGAACAAAGGACAAUAGUCCCACUUCACGGAACACAGUAACACAAACAUCCUGUCUCCGUCACUUCCCACACUGUGGAGUUAAAACAUACCCUGUCAUGUGAAAGACAACAAUCCCAUGACUGCAAUCACGGAGCAGGAAUUCCAACAGAUAGUAGGUUUGCCUAUGUUGCACAUGAGGCCUGCAGAGAGGUACAACUGUGAAAGAAAUAAUCUAAAAAUACAUUGCUGAAAUGUUAUACAUGAGUGAGCAAAAAGGGAUGAGAGGAAUCAGCUUUACAGAAAGCCGUUGUAUCAUUGCCAUCCUGUUUCAUUGGGUCAUAUACUGUGUCUAUCUGGGUGGCAGGGUUCGAAAUUAGCACGGUGCCAGGCCUAAAGAUUCGUGCCUAAAGACUAAAGAUUCUUCAUUUGUGAGCACCUCAAAAAGGCUGGGUACCAUUUUUGUGUGCCUGGCUGACACUCAAGGAUUACUGAAAUGCAUGUGCUUUGAAGCCUCGAAGUAUAUGUUAAGGAUAGACAAUAUGUUAAGGAGUUUAACAAUAAAGAGUAGAGUGUUUUGAAAACUGUAAACAUAAUUUCUACUAAAAUGCGAUAUUAACAAUGUGUCAUUUAUGUGAAUUGUGUAUUAGUUUGUGCUUAUCAAUAAUGAAUAAGAAAUGUUGCUGCCCCCCCCCAUGGCAACCAGACAUUCUGUUUUGGUGCCCACAGGCUCCUAGCUUUUCUACUCCAGUUUCUAACACUGCUGGGUAGUGAUUAUACUCCAAUUUUAUACCAGCCAAUUGAGUUUUAGAUUGAAACCCGGACAUGAGCACCUACUUCCCAUCCAGGCAGGGGUGGGUGCUCACUACCAGCUAUUGCUCUGGAAAAAUUCUGGGGACUGAGACUUCAAGUAAAGGACCCUGAGUGCCCUUGCUCCUGUAAGUGUGCAUGGUCUACUUCUAAAGUGUGCUGUCAGAUACCUAUGGUUUUAUAGAGUGGUAAAUAAGUAAGUGUGAUAUGCAGCACAUGCUCAUCAAGAAUUCUGAGAGGGCCCACCUGAACUCUGUUUACCUUCCUCCUGCACAUGCCCAAGCUCACAUAUGUGUGCUGGCAGUGUGUUCGGACAUUAGGGGAAAUAAAAUCUGCACAAACAUCCCAUCUCUACCUCUGUCUGUUGUGAGAGAGUGAGAAGGGCUUCAAUGGAGUGAUACUGAAGGAUGUCCAGCCACUUGGCAAUGGAAAUGCACUUGUGCAACUGGAUUUCUGGUUUCUCUUCUUUCUCAUCCAGCUCCCUGCACACACCCAAAAUCUGCUCCAGACGAUCCCCCAAGACUCAAGAGCAGAUUUUGAAGUUGUGGGGAGUUGUAGUGGGGAAGAAAAGAUGAAGGCCUGUUGUGUGAGUGGGUAUCCGCUCAUGACCUCAUUCAUGGUUAUAAAAUCAAUCGGCAUGUUUAUAGAAGAGAUACCUGAAAUAUCUCAUGGGAGCCAGUGUGAUCUAGUAGUAGUGUGUUGGACUAUAACCUGGGAGACCAUGGCUUGAAAUUCCACUCAGUCAUGAAACUCAUGGAGUGACCUUGGACCAAUCACAGUCUCUCAGUCUAACCAACCCUGCAGGGUUGUUGUGAGGAUAAAAUGAGGAGGGGAAAAACUUUGUAUGACAUCUUGACUUCCUUGGAUGAAAAGUGGGAUAUAAAUGUAAUAAAGAAAUAAACGUUUGUUUGACCUAGGUUUAAAUUGAUUCAUUUUAGUAGUGUUAGUGAUAGAUUCUCCUAGAUCAUUUUAUCCUAUAUAGUAGUUUUAAUCAGUCUUACCCAUUCCUGCUUCCAAAGGAUUCUAAGUAUGGCUGUCAUAGGAGAAAAGGAGGACAUUUGCAGGUGCAUAAUAUCUCCUCUACCCCAAGAUACUGCUCGGUCAUGAUUCAUGUGUUGUUCAAGCUGAGGUAACUACCCUCACUUCCUUCUCAGAUCAGAUAAAGAUAUAAAGGAAAGGAAAGGCAGUAAAACACACUUUUUAAAGAAAAUGUUUCCCAAUUAAGGAAUGUAUUCAAUGCUGCAUGAACAACCUCCAGUCACACAACAAGGUCUUCCCUUCUUCUCUGGCCAUGCAACCCUCAAAUCUAUAUCAGAGGUACUACAAUGGUCUGGAGCAAAUUUUGAAGUGCAGGGGAGAGGAGGGGAAGGUUACAUUGCACAAAUGGAGUAGUAGCAUUGGAUACAGUCCAUAGUGUUUAAACUACUCUUUACACUUGGUAAUGUGAAUUGGGCUGCUCUGCAUGAACCAUCUUUGAGUGCAAUCAAACCAAGUUUAGCUGUUUAAACAAUGCAAUCCUAUGCACAUGUACUGUACUCAGUUGCAAGUCCACAUUGGUUAAAAGGAUUGUAAUGUAUGCCUUAGGCAAGCAUCCUGGCGUAGAUAGUUCCUCUCUCAUUGCGACCCUCCAAAUUUCACUUAAGCUGGUAACAAAUCCAUGAAACAGAGGCCACCUCUGCCUCCCAAAGCACUCCCAGAUAAGGGACUGUAGCACUGAAGCUUAAAUCAUGUUAGAAUCAGAAUAACCAAAGGAGCUUAGCUUGGGAUCGAUUAUACCCUCUUUUAUUAGUUGCUAUACUAGAGAAGCUUACUGCUUGCUUAAUAGAUUUUUAUUACUGUACUGGUUACUAUUGUGUUGUUUUAUAUAGCUGUGGUUCUGUCAGCUAAACCUGUUGUCAUUGACCGUGUUACAGAAGUAACAAAGGGCAUUCUCAUUUUUUCAUGAAGCGUUUAAUCCAUAUUUGCUUACUGCUGCUAUGGAAAAGACAAGUGUAUCAGUAGAGAAGCCUCCUUAGGUUGCAUGUUGUUAUAUUUAUAGCACAAUAGAUCCCUGACAUGGUUGAAGUUUGAGUGCUUUCCAUGCAUCUCUGCCAAUGCAUCUGUUUUCUCUUAAUUUAUUUUCAAAGAUGCCAGAAUGAGUGCAUGGAGACUAUUUUGCCUAAUAAAGCAGAGACAUUAUGAAAGUGCAUAAAGGAUGCUGUACUGUUGCUUUUUCAUAGUGGUAAUGUGAGCUGAGACUAUAGCUAGGGCUUUGUAUUGCUUCAUUCUUUGGUGAAAAUCAAAUGCUGAUUAGGAUGCCAAAUAAUUUUGACAUUAGUCUUCUGAUGCUACAUUUUUUCAGUUUAACAUAUCUUCCAUAUUAAUUUAGUGUUCAACAGUAGGAGAUUUACUGGGGGGGGGGUAAUAAGUAUUUCUGUAUCCCUGUCCUUAAAGCUUAUUGUCCUAUAGAGAAAUGCUGGCUCAUCAGAACAUUGCCAGAGUAAGGUUUUCCCACCCAUGCCUGUCACAGUGUGAAUCAGCCUUCCUGGACUUGGGAAGUCGUGGAAGAAACUGGAAGUAAACACUAGAGAAACUGGAAGUAAACACUGACAAAGAGCUCCCUGUUGUAUGGGAGGAGUAAGCUUUGCUUGGGCUAAUUCCAGCUAACAUAUACAGCACUGAACCAUAGUUUAGUGUUACAUGUGAACCCAGCUGGUGUAUAACAAACAUAAGUGACUCUCCACUUCGCGUUUGUUUGAGACACAUUGACUAUACCAUACAAUAAGAUGCUCUCUUCUCCCCUUUUGCACUCCCAGUUCCCCCUUUCAGUUCUGUGUUCAUGGUAACUAUAAUUUACCUUUAUGUCUGAAUGAGGCAAGCUAUGGUCACUGUGAGCCAUUGUUUACUUUCAAACCAAAAUGAGAAACCAUUGUUUGAACUGAGCUUGUAAUGCUGGUUUGCAGGCAAACUGAUUAGAUUUAACAGCACACUGUAGUUACCCUGAACCUGGAUGGGAGAGAAUAAAAGUACACAAACCUGAGGUACAUCCCAAUAACCAAACCAUAUAAUAUCUGAACCAAGUAUCUGUACAGAACUUAAAUGGAGUUUGCUGUGGCUCUUAUAAUGGUUAAUGUACUAAUGGACUGUAAAGAGCGGUAUUGAAAUUGUUAUGUAAUUGCAGCCAUGUCCAGGAAUCAUUUGCACAGUUUGCUUAUUUGUAUUGGGUGCGUGCCAUUUAUAUAUACACAGUAUAACCAAUAACAAAUCCAUUUUACUGUUUGCAUCUUGGUUAUUCCCCUGUAAUUGGUAGAAUAUCCAUUGCAUCAAAGAAGACAGCAGCCUCCCUAGAAAGCAGAGCAGAGGAAAUCUUCAGAAUAUAAGUGACUUUAAUGACAAUUGUUCAGCUUAAGCAAAAAAGUAACGCAUGUAGACAACACUGCAGAUAAUUCAAGAUAUGAGCUACACUAUCAAGUGCUGUGGAUCACAGACUUUAAUCGUAAACAAGUUCCACUGAAAUCAAUAACAUUUCUGAGUAAACAUUUUUAGCAUUGUGCUAUAAGUUUAUUGUGAAACUAAGAUGCCUCAAUUCCUGAAAACAGACAUACAUCAAUAGAUAUCCUUCAAUAAAUGUUUCUAAAAUUCUUCUUUAAAAAAAGAAAAGAAAAAAAGCUUAAAACUCCUAUUAUUUCCCGCUUUCAGCAGAAUAACUCUAUGAACCAGUGCUGAGAUGCCAUUUUAAGAGGUUAAAUUACUUUCUAAAUGUUGCUGUGAAGCAGAAGGGAAGGGAAAAGAUCAAGUUACUCAUUCUUCAUUCCAGAGCCUACCACUACACUUGAAGGCUGGAGACAUGCUGGCUAGAAUACACAGUUGCCAGUCGUCUUUAGCCCUGCCCCCACUCAGGGGAAAGACCAAAAGAGAUUUUCUUUAAAGGGGGCCUGGAAAGGGAAAACAAUUUUUCUUUUCUCCAGGAUUUUUUAAGUGCAGCUGCCAUAUCAUCUACUAUGCUGAUCAUAUAAUCACAGUUGUCGUGUUUUUAGUUAUUACUUCGCCAAAUGUUACUUUUAUACGCGUAAGAAAGUUUUGGUCCCUUUACUUUUUUUUCAGGGUGAACAUAAACUAACCUAACUAGUUGAUAACUGUGUGCACGAGGUGGUACUUUAUUCUUAAUUCUGUGUUCCGUUAUAGAAAGAAUGGAGGAAAUUGCUUGUUGACUUUCUCUCACAAGGCUGCAUGCACUCUUACAUAAAGAAAUGAACCACUAGUAAUAGUUACACAUUGACGUGUAUUUUCUCUUUAUGCUCAAAAAGCUCUUCAGCUCAGUUGUAAUCAAAUGAAGCAGGAAAGGCUUGUACCUUUUCCUUCUCUCCCUCAAUAUUUUUCAUUGCAGUCAGGACAGUAUGCUCCUGUCCUGGCCACGUCCUGUAAGAACAUACCUCUUAAUGGUGGAGAGGAGGCUGCAGGAGGGUGGGGUGGGAGGAGAGAGACGACAGCUUAAUCAGCAAGGGUCAUACAUUUUGGGGGGUUGAUUCAGAGAGGCAGGCAUGGUGAUCAGAUGGUUACGUUUAUUACAAUAUUGCUGGUUUCCCAUAGCUGAUCAGGGACAUUGGUAGGAAAAGAGUUGGUCUUGAGCACAGCUUAUGAUGCAAGCAAAAUAAGAGCAAUGGCAAAUCAUGAUUUUUGUUUCUCAAGAGGCUAAAGUUUCCCAUUAUGCCAAUAACUGCCACAUCUUUGACUUCUCCCUUUUCAGACACAUUUAUGAGAUUGAUGUGACCAUAUGAGGAUUAAUAUAUAUGGGGCAGAUUAUGAAACAAGGGUGGGGAAGGCACAUCAAUCUAAGUUUAUAGGAGCUGGUGAUUGAAAGAUGUCUGCCAUUCACCUGGAAUUUGGAAACACACAGAUGGUGGUUCAAUCAGUUUAGUUGGGAGGGGAGGAGGAAUCUAGUUCAAAUUAUUUGUGUGAUGCACCACUUGCCUUUAAUCUUGGGACUACAUAAGCAAAUGCACAAUUUUAUCCAUGCAGUUAGCUACUUAAAAAUCAAAGGUUGCCUUACAUAAAUACAUUUGUAAGAAAUAUGUCUAACUUUAAUGGAACAUUGCUAAAAAAUUUCUCUCAACUUUUUGUGUUUAUACUAGGUCAAUCAUUAUUAUAGCUAGUAAUACCUGCCUUUAAAAUAAAUAAAUAAUGUUUUGCAUGGCUAUUUAGUACAUUGAGUUCCACAAAGAUGUGAUGUUAGUUUGCAGACAUGCAAAAUAUGGAAUUUCUAUUUUUAACUCAUGCAGUUAGUUGUAUGCAUGCAACAGAACUGUGAAAAAAAGAAUGAUACCUCUGAUCAGUUUAUUGCUAGUUAAAGAUGUAGUGACUGAAAAGUCUGCUUUUAUUAUACUCCAAGUGUGGAUAUACACAAGAAGCACUGUGUAAAAGUCUCAGCCAGAUUGAAAUAUGCGUGUUUCUGAGAUUUCUCUGACCAUUUCUUUCUCAAGUUGCGAGUUGGAAAAAAGGCUCUCGCAGUUUUUAGCAAAGUAUUGUCACAGACUGCUGUAACUGCUUGUGGUCCUGCAAAAAUUCUAUAGUCUUUUAAAGUCGUUGGCUACAGUAUUUAUGUGAAGUACAGUGGUACCUCGGGUUAAGAACUUAAUUUGUUCCGGAGGUCCAUUCUUAACCUGAAACUGUUCUUAACCUGAAGCACCACUUUAGCUAAUGGGACCUCCUGCUGCCACCGCGCCACCACCAUUGUGCGAUUUCUGUUCUCAACCUGAAGCAAAGUUCUUAACCCGAGGUACUAUUUCUGGGUUAGCGGAGUCUGUAACCUGAAGCGUCUGUAACCUGAAGCGUCUUUAACCUGAGGUACCACUGUAGCCCUAUGAUGGGAUGUACACACACUAUUGUAAAGUAUUUAGUUUCUGUGUUUGGAAAAAUUACAGAAGUAAUGAAAUUGGCAUGUAUAGUUAGUAAACAGCUUCUGAAACAUCCCUCAGAAUAUGUAAUCCAUAGACAUAACCACAGGAAAAAUGGUGGGGAUCAAGAUGUCUUGCCAUAAUUUGGGGAAAGAGAAUAAUUGUGGCCAGUUCAGUUCAGUUCAGUUGCAGUAUCUAGCCUGUAGUUUUUAUCCCACAACAGAUUCACAUUUGAAAAACUUUCUUCCCCUAUUUUUCCCCCUGGCAGUACUACAAUAGCACCUGCUUCUUAUAUGAAGCCAACACAAGUAGUUGCUUCUCUUCCUAAAAUCAGCCUUAAGGCAUUGAAAUUCCUAGGCAAGCAUUUUUCUCCCUUGUUUACCCUUAAUACUGGAGAGGUAGAAUUGAGGUUUGAUUCUUUCUGCAUGCCUAAAUCAUGCAAUCAUGGAAAUGGGUCUUAAGCAGAUUUUUAAAACAUGGAGAGGAAUUCUUAAUAUUUUGGAUUGGUAAUCUUUUUUGUAUUUUGGAGGAAAGAAUAGAUGAACUGAACUUGCUUAUUAACAAAUUAAGCGGCAUGGUACUGUUGGAGCGCUCCUCCAUCUUGAUUGCUAUUACUCCUCAAGUGGAAGAAGCUUCACUUUACUGUGUGUUAUGUGCCCUCUGAACUAACACAGGCUGCUUUACAUCAGUUCUGUUGUGAAGUUCAUUGAACUUCCUUACAGCUCAUUGAAGUUUGUGCCGCUCUUCCAUGAAAGUCUUGUUGUUGUUGUUGUUUAGUCGUGUCCGACUCUUCGUGACCCCAUGAACCAGAGCACGCCAGGCACUCCUGUCUUUCACUGCCUCCCACAGUUUGGUCAAAACCAUGAAAGCCUAUGGGUCCGCAUUUCUGAAGCAGCCCUGCCCACAAGCCUGCAUUUUCUUCUUGCAGAAGGUGAUCAAGUCAGUGAUUUUAGCUAUAAGGUGGCAAUAGGAGAGGGAGUUUGAUCAAGGAUUGAAUCACUUCUGAAGUCUCAUUGAGUGUGGGGUGGGGUGGGGCUUUGACUGGCCCCACAGUUUUCCACAAAACGUCUCAGGAUUCCAUCUGUUCUAAACCUUGGGCUUGUUUGUGGAUGUUAUUUUCGCACACAUUGUGGCUGUGGGAAAUUUAAUAAGAUCUCAAGUAGGACAUGUAGGUUUGUCAGAAAAAUGAUAUAGCAGAUAUUCUGUUGGUGUCAGUACAGCAAGAACCAUGCUCCUAUUUUCAGUGGUUUAUAUGCGUUCCAACAGACAUUAACAAGAUUAGUGAGAUUUCAGCAAAUGCGUAGGAAAAACACUUUAUGUUUUGGCUUUACAAUUAUAUUCUAUAGUGUGUGGAAAAAAACAAGAAUUUUCCAAAUAUAAAAAGAGUGUUUGAUAAAGAGGUUUAAUGUCAGCCUGUCUAUUCAGCAAAGACUGCAGUCUUUAAGAACUGGUGUUAUCUGAUAGUUGAGUUAGUUUCGGGUUGCUCCAUUUUACACAAAUUUAUUAUUGAUUCCCAAGGCCUGUUAAACCAGUGAUAGGAAUACUUACAAAUGUGCAUGGAGGCAGAAGCAUUAUGACCUUCUUGUAAUGACAAAGGUUAUUAUGAAGCUUUGAGGUAGCAAUCCUGAAACUUAAAUUUUGAGGGCUGAGUGCUUGAUUGUCUGCUCAUGCCAAAGGCAGAACUGCACGUGUUAACCUUUGGAAUUAGCUUGAGUCAGGCUCAUUAGCUUGCUGUGUUCAGCUUAACCAGAACAUUAUGGACAAUGUGGAAGUCUUUCUUUAGCACAGGACUAGGGAACCUGUGUCCCAUCAAUUGCUUUUGGACUACAGUUCUCAUAAUAGAAUCAUAGCAACCUGACCAUUGACCACAUUGGUGGGGGCUGAGAAGAGAUGGUGACCAACAGCCUCUGAAGGACCACAGGUACCCAGGCCUUCAAGAUUUUGAACUCUGCAUGCUGACACAAUGUAGUUGGACAAAAAUCGACUUCAAAAUCCUAAAGCACUAAUGGGGCACCUGUGGUUCUCCAUAUGUCCCACUCCUGAUUUAGGAUUUAGAACCCUUAUUUUUGCCCAGCUACAUAUCAAUCAUGUGCAACAGCAUCAUUUUUAUGUUUGUAGUGUUUUUUAAUAGUAUUGAAGUAGCAUAAUUUAUUGCAUAGUCAUGCAGCCUUUCUGGCAGCUGGUAGGAAUAUGCUGCAGGCCAUGUUGCAUUCCCACUGGAGGUGAAGAGCAACCAUCAAUUGGUGUCAAAAUACGCUCGUAACUUUUCAGCUCUUUCACUUGAUGGCAUAACAGAAGGUGGGGAGAACAUCUUUAGUGUUUUUGAAGUAGGCACAUAACAAGCUACAGAGCCUUUGUGUAGACAUUUUUCUCAGCUGCUUCUGCCUUCAUCAGUGUUAUGUUCGCGUGUGUGUGUGUGUGUGUGUGUGUGCGCGCGCGCACACACAUAUAUUUCUGCAGGAGGCACAAGGAAGCUGUUUUUAUACUGACCUGUAGAUCUUAAUGAAUGGUUAGUCCUCAAAUUUAUUCCUGGUGCUGAACAUGUUUGUGAUUUUGCCAUGGUCUCAACCUUGUGAAUACUAGCCAUUCCAAAUGGAAAUCUGUCAUAAGAUUUACAUACAGUUUCACAAAAAUAUUGAAGCAUGUACAUGGACACUCUUAAAGAUCUGAACCACACAAGAGUUCUGAACCACACAAUAAGGGCUGAGAAAACAGAGCAGUGCCCUUCCAUUUUACCCUUCUGUAUUUCUGACAAACCUAUCCAUCUUGCUGGGGUGGGGAGGAAGUUUACAGUAGGUAGAGUCUGUGCAGAGAAUUGUGUUCCUCUAAAGAUUCAGCCCAGCAUAAUUAUCCUACUUUUCAGGAGUGGUUUGCUAUAGUUAUACAAACCUACUUCUCAACCUCUUCCACUUCUCCCACACCCUAUCAGCCAUAUAGCUGCUAUACAGAGUCCAGGAGCCAGCAUACUACCCCACCUUCCAAAAUACGUAUUCACAAUGCAAGAUUUCUCCUCUUAACUUAAAGCCAGCUUUGACCGUUUUAAUCACUUGCCUUUCUCCAUAGAACUGCUUUUUUAUUUUAUUUUUUAAAGAGACGGGAAUGCAAUUUUGGGGAGUGAAUUGUCAAAAUAGAUCUUAUUUAUGGCAACAAUUUAUUUAAAACUGAGGGCCAAGCUAGGAACUAUUACAGGUUCUUUAAGGCACUAGAUCACAUAGGAAACUGAGAGAAUAUUUAAAUUCUUGAGUGAUAGCAUUUUUAGAAGCCUCAGCAACCAGAUGGUUAAGAUUCUUCCAGUCCUUCCCUAAGUUAACAUAGUUACUACACCAAGUUUUAUAUCCCCACUUCAAUUGUUUUUGUUUUUGACUAUGCCAGGACUAUAGAAGUCUGUUGGUUGUCAUCCUGAAUUAUAUACAGUUAAUUGCAUAUGAAAAUGGAGCCUGUAUGUAUGUAACACUUUGAAGAAUUGUGUUGUUGUGCAUCAUUGCAGAUGAUGGCGAGCAUCCAAAUAACUACUUUAGGCAUAUCCAACAACUCAGGCAUGCCUAGUGGGAUUCAUGGUGUUAUCACAGACUGCUUUUGAAAGCCCCUUCAAAGUACUUUGCUACACAGUACAGAGAGGCUGUGUAGUGUUAGUUUGUGUUAUUUGCAGACUAACGUUUAUGCGCACAAAUACUCUAUAGCUGGUAGGAUGAAACACAUACACAUCUUUUUAGUUCUUAAAAAGCCUGUUUGAAAUUAAAUUCCAACUCUUUUCCUGUCUUACAGCUUUAAAGAAAUAUGCAUUGUUACAAUUUUAUUUUGGAAUUGAUGAAGUGGAAAUACAGAUGAAACAAGUUUGCAGGAUAUCAACUCUACAGCACCAUUUCAUCCCACUCAUCAGCAAAAGGUAACAAACAUCCAUUCAAAAAUGGGCUCAAUUCAAAUAUAACAUUCUUAUGGGCUGUUGGAUUAGAAAUGUUAACUUUUAUUUAAAGCACCAAUAUCAAAAUUCUGGGGGAGGGGGGUCUAUAAUAUAUCUCCUGGUCAGAUUCAAAGCUGCAAAUAAACAAAACAAAGCAAAAAACACGAACCAGCCUUCCUUGCUGUGCUGGUUUUUUAGUCCUCACUGUAGCAGGAGGGCAUGAGUUUCAUUACAGGCACUUGAAACAUAAUUGACAAUCAGCGUCCAUUGUAUUUCAUAUUUGAAAAUGUCAUAUAAAAUGCCUGUUGGCUCUCCUUGUUGGAGAGGCUGAUUAAAUCCCUUUUCAGACACUUUGUAAACUUCUAGGCAAACUAUCAACCAAUCCUACUGGUCAGAGUGGCUGAGAAGAUCAAAAGGGAUGGUGCCUUAACCCUUGGCAGAAAAAUAAUAGUUUAGCACAGGCUUCCUCAGCCUCGGCCCUCCAGAUGUUUCUGGCCUACAACUCCCAUGAUCCCUAGCUAGCAGGACCAGUAGUCAGGGAUGAUGAGAAUUGUAGUCUCAAAACAUCUGGAGGGCCGAGGUGAAGGAAGCCUGGUUUAGCAUAUGAUAGUUCAAAAUAGUCUACCUCAGUUCAGAUGUUUUUGAUUGCUGUUCCGUUUAUGGGGUAAAAUUGGUCCAAUAUCUGAUCUAUCAUUACAUGCAGAAGUUUGUUCAUGGUUGGACACAUAAUAAUGAGUCUCAGCAGAAACUGGCCCAGAUAGAUGGACAUUAGUAUGUCAUUGUUUAAAGCAGUGGUUCUCAAACUUUUUUCUCUGGACCACACCACACCACAUUAUUUUAUUGAUAAGAAGUACAUUGCAAAACAAGAAGAAUCAACUACUAGCAGUGCUUGAUUUAUCAUAUAGAAAACAACUACUUCAUAACAUGAUCACGGGACAUCCAGAAAGUGUGAAACAAUGCAGCUACAUAAGAACAUGACUCAUUUCCAAAAUAUAAUUCUAAAUGAGCCUCUUACACAUGUACCGUAUUUUUCGUUCCAUAGGACGCUCCGUCCCAUAGGACGCACCUACUUUUGGGGGGGGAAAUAAAGGAAAAUUUUUUUUCCUUUAUUUCCCCCCCCAAAACCAGGUCGGGGACCAGUGGGAUGGCGGCGCUGCGCCUCCCGUUGUCCCCGAGCUUGUGGGGCUGGCCGAUGUCUGCCCGGGCGUGAGGGGCGCUCUGCUUCAGGGCGCCCCACGCGCCGGGCGGCAGGCUGCAGACACCUGCGCGAAGCACGGGACGUCCUCCGAGGGCGCCCGUGCUCCGCGCUGCAGGCUACCGCCCGCAGCCUUGCGCUCCCGGGGAGAUCCCGGGUGCGCAAGGCUUGCGGACACCUGCGCAAGCACGGGACGUCCUCCGAGGGCGCCCCGUGCUCCGUGCUGCAGGCUGCCGCCCGCAGGCCUUGCGCUCCCGGGGAGAUCCCCGGGUGCGCAAGGCUUGCCGACACCUGCGCGCGAGCACGGGGCAUCCUCCGAGGGCGCCCUGUGCUCCGCGCUGCAGGCUGCCGCCCGCAAGCCUUGCGCUCCCGGGAGAUCCCCCGGGCGCGCAAGGCUUGCCGACACCUGCGCGAAGCACGGGGCGUCCUCCGGAGGGCGCCCCGUGCUCCGCGCUGCAGGCUGCCGCCCGCAAGCCUUGCGCUCCCGGGGGGAGAUCCCCCGGGCGCGCAAGGCUUGCCGACACCUGCGCGGGCACGGGGCGUCCUCCGGAGGGCGCCCGUGCUCCGCGCAGCAGGCUGCCGCCCGCAAGCCUUGCGCUCCCGGGGAGAUCCCCGGGCGCGCAAGGCUUGCCGACACCUGCGCGAGCACGGGGCGUCCUCCGGAGGGCGCCCGUGCUCCGCGCAGCAGGCUGCCGCCCGCAGCCUUGCGCUCCCGGGAGAUCCCCGGGCGCGCAAGGCUUGCCGACACCUGCGCUGGGCACGGGGCGUCCUCCGGAGGGCGCCCCGUGCUCCAGCGCUGCAGGCUGCCGUCCGCAAGCCUUGCGCUCCCGGGAGAUCCCCGGGUGCGCAAGGCUGCGGACACCUGCGCGAGCACGGGACGUCCUCCGAGGGCGCCCCGUGCUCCGCGCUGCAGGCUGCCGCCCGCAAGCCGUGCGCUCCCGGGGGGGAGAUCCCCCGGUUGCGCAAGGCUGGCCGACACCUGCGCGACGCACGGGAUGGCCGCCGGAGGGCGCCCCGCGCUCCGCGCUGCAGGCUGCCCCCCGCAAGCCUUGCGCUCCCGGGAGAUCCCCGGGUGCGCAAGGCUUGCGGACACCUGCGCGAGCACGGGACGUCCUCCGAGGCGCCCGUGCUCCGUGCUGCUGGCGGCCGCCCGCACGCCUUGCGCUCCCGGGGGGCGAGCCCGCGGGUGCGCUAGGCUUGCAGACACCUGCGCGAAGCACGGGGCAUCCUCCGAGGGCGCCCUGUGCUCCGCGCUGCAGGCUGCCGCCCGCAAGCCAGGCGCGCCCAGGGGGGAUCUCCCCCUGGGCGCGCAAGGCUUGCGGGCAGCUGCUGCGAAGCACGGGGCAUCCUCCGGAGGGCGCCCGUGCUCCGCGCUGCAGGCUGCUGCCCGCAAGCCUUGAGUGCCCAGGGAACUCCCCGGUGCGCAAGGCUUGCAGAUAGCUUCCUGGAGCCUGAAGAGCGAGAGGUGCCGGUGCGCACCGACGCCUCUCGCUCUCCAGGCUUCAGCGAAGCUCUGCAUUCGCUCCAUAGGACGCACACACAUUUCCCCUUCAUUUUUGGAGGGGAAAAAGUGCGUCCUAUGGAGCGAAAAAUACGGUAUGUUAAGUGUGUAUACAAACUCAAUGAGAGGUGUGAGCUUGCAGUAUCACUUGAUGCUCCUAGUCUCAUUUUGAAAAGCUAGUUAUUCAUAUUUUGAAAAUAGAAAAAUAUUUUUACAUUAUACUACACUAAAAUGUUUCUUUGAUUGUCCUUGAAUCUUUGUAGCACAUUUUCCAGCCUCUCCUGCCACACUUGUGUGGUGCACCACACCCUCUGAGAACCACUGUUUUAAAUGAAUGGUGAUGAAAUCUUAUUGGCAAAGUUAUACUUCUGAGUAUUUUUUAAGAGAAAGGUCCUGUUUACACUCUAGUUUGAAAGAUAGGCUUGGAUACAUUUAUCCCCUUCAGAAUGCUCUCAUUGGAUAAGGCACAAGAGGGAGUUUGCUGAAGAUACUGAUGAAGUAAUAGUAACCAAAGUCCAAGGGAACAAAUAGCAAGAAAAAUUCAGGGCAAAAGGAAAGAUAUGAAAAAAAUCAUUUAUGAUAUUGAAAUUUGGGACAUAAUGGUGAGUGUCAAGUAGAAUAAACCCAUUCUAGUAAAACACUUAGCUUGGUAUUAUUGUAAUUUUCACCUGCUAUUAAAAUGAGAUAAUUCAAUAAUUAAAAUUAUGAUUUUGUUUCUGUUCAGAUAGCUUUCGUUGUACUUACUUUUGUGAGAAGUUCUUGAUCCAGUAUCUAGUUUUAUUUCACAUUCAGUUUUAAAUUGUGUUUUUAUGUUGCAAAUGCUGAAAUUGUGGAGAAACAUAACAAAAGAUUCAUAAAAAUGCAUCAUAGGGGAAUUUAGGUAAAUAUUGUGUACAUGGCAAAAUAUAUAAUGAUCCCAAGCAACAUUUCCUUAAAAUAUGUGUCCCUUUAAAAUUUUCACUCAUCUUCCACAGAAAUGAAGCACUUGCUUUCCUUCCCAAGCACAUUAUAAUUUUAUGCUAAGAAACUUUGGGAUUCCUCAUAAAAAGUCCCCCCCCCAUAUCAACACUGCUUAGCAUUGAUUUUCAUGAAUUGGGGGGUACCAUGAAACAACCUUAUUUUAACACUUUAAAAAACUAAGGGAAAAUACCAGUCUGUUGCUACUGAAGUGUGAACAUUAUCUUUGUACUCUGUUUUGUUCAUCUACUGAAAUUUUGAUUGGUUUUAGAGUCUGUUUUGAAACUGUUUUUAGACCUACCUUGUUUUGAGCUUCAGGGAAUACAUUUUUGUGAAAGAAUGUGUCCAUAGUUGUUUAGUCAUAACACAUUUAUGAUACCUAAAAAUACAUAGUUGCCUGUUUAUCUUGCUCUAACUUGAAAUCAACCACUUACUUGAUAAGAGAGACAAAACAGGAGUCCUUACAAACUUGAAUUAAAUGUUGCUCCACAACUUCCUCUACUAUCCGCCAACUGUUCUGCUCAGCUUAAUAGUUUUCUGAUACCCUUUGUGGGCAACACUGAAAACUCUGGUAUUUCUGUUAUUGAAACUCCUUUGGCCAUAGUUCCUAAGGACAGUUGCUCACAAUGCACUCAUUGCAUUCCAAUCAUUGCAAAAUACAGUCAUACCUCGUGUUGUGUUCCGCUCUUCUUAUGGACUUUCAGCUUACGAACGUGGCAAACCCAGAAGUAUUUACUUCCGGGUUCGCCGCCCGCGUAUGCACAGAAGCAACCUGCGCACUGUGUGCAGAAGCGAUUGCUCGCACCUCACACAUGCGCGGAAGAGGCUCUCUAGUUGUGGACUUUUUGGGGUGCAAAUGGCACCCCAAAACGGAUUAAGUCCACAACUAGAGGUACCACUGUAGGUUUCGUUGGCCGAGUUUGAACAUCAUGCUUAAACCAUCGUUUCAGUAUUAUAUAAAUGAAUCUGGACAUGAGCCUUGGGUUUGCCCUCUCUUUUGUAGUUCAGGCAUGAAAAUGAGAUUGGAAGAAUCUGCUUUCAGAUUAAAAUAACCAUGGUUGUCACUACAGUUACUCUAGAGUUUAGUUUAUUGGAACAAGUUAGAAUCAAUCCAUGGUUUCUGAUCCUGGCAUUUCCUGUGUGUUGUUUCCUUCAGACUUCUCAUAAUGAAGCACUCCAGCAGCAAAACAGCGCACAAACCUGAUGUUGGGAAUUGUUGGAUUGACUUUAGAUCUUUUCAGUUUAAAUGGUGAUCCUAAGAUAGCUGUGCAUCUGAAAGGGCCAGUUCAGAGUUCCCCUCCAUCUACUUCUGUUAGAGUGGGGAGAGAGAGAACAAUUUGCGUUUAGUGGGAAUGGUUUGAACACACAUUCUGGAAUGUGUCUUAAAGUAUUUUUCACCUCACAUUAAAAGGUUGCAUCUGCUUUGACCAUUAGUUUGCUUCCAGUAGUCCUUAACUUACUGAAUAAGUAGUUUCUGUCAAUCCUUUUGCCCUCAUUGCAUGGGUGUAGCUCGGUUUCUCGUUAGGGGGGCAGGCAAAGCAUUUUUUAAGGGGAUCAGCCAAAGUUGCUGAGCUUUUUGAGAGGAAAACACUGAUAGAAAUAUCCCCCAAAAGACAUCUGCUGGCGCCACCCCCCAGCUAUGCCCAUGCCUCACUAUACUCCAUUCUUCAGCAGGGAAAGAUCCAUGAAUGCCACUGUUGCUAACUCACACUCUUGUGUGACUCUGUUCUUCCACAGCACAGUGGUACCUCAUGUUACGUACCGUCCCCCUUCAGAAUGCUUCAGGUUUUGCGCUCCGCUAACUCGUAAGUAGAUGCCCCUUGUUGCGAACUUUGCCCUGGGAUGCGAGCGGAAGUCGCGCUCCAGCGGCGUGGCGGUAGCAGCAGCAGGAAGCGCCAUUAGCGAAAGCACGCCUCAUGUUAUGAACGGUUUCCGGUUACGAACGAAUCUCUGGAACAGAUUAAGUUCGUAACUGGAGGUACCAUUGUAGUUUGCUCACUCUGGCUGUGGGUACUCUUUCCUGACCAGACAAAUGGAGAUACUACCCUCUUUUCACCAAUCGGGGGGAAAUCUGCUCCUUUGGAAACAGAAUAUGCGGUGCAAAUAGCACCUCCAAACAUAAGGACAUUUAAUAAAUGUGCAACAUAAAAAUAUAAGAAGAGCCUGUUGCAUCAAGCCAGUGGCUCAUCUGGUCCAGCAUCCUCUUCUCGCACUGGCCGAACAGUUGCCUAUGGGAAGCCGCCUCUCUCCUGUGGUUUCCAGCAACUGAUAUUGAGAAACCCCAAAGUGGAGGUAGAACAUAGCUACCAUGGUUAGUAGCCAUUGAUAGCCAUAUCUUCAUGAAUUUGUCUAAUCCUAUUUUAAAGCCAUUGAAGUUGGUGGCCAUCCCUGCCUCCCAUGGGAGCAGAUUUCAUCGUUUAACUGUGCACUGUGUCCAGAAGUACUUCCUUUUGUCUGUCCUGAAUCUUUCAACAUUCAGCUUCAUUGAAUGUCCCCUAGUUGAAAGACAGAGACAAACCUGUCUCUAUCCACAUUCUCUACAUAAUGCAUAAUUUUGUACAACUCUAUCAUGUCUCCUCUUAUUGAUCUUUUAUGAAAAUCCCAAACUGUUAAAACCUUUCCUCAUGGGGAGCUAUUCUAUCCCAUCGAUCAUUUUUGUUGCUCUUUUUGGAGCCUUUUCCAGCUCUACACUGUCCUUUUUGAAGUGAGAUGACCGGAACAGUACUUAGUAUUCAAAGUGUAGCCGCACCAUAGAUUUGUAUAAUUGCAUUAUAUCAACAGUUUCAUUUUAAAUUCCUUUCCGAAAGUUCCCUAGCAUGGAAUCUGCCUUUUCUGCAGCUACCACACACACUGGGUUGGCAUCUUCAUCAAGCUAUUCUCUCCGAACUCCAAGGUUUUGCUCUUGUCAGUUACCACCGGUUCAGACAUCAAGACCAUGUAUCCUAUGCGAAAUUAAGUCAUCUCCCCCUGCAUCAUUUUUAUGCUUGUUUACAUUGAAUUGCUUUUUGACAUUUUACAGCCCAUUCACACAACUUUUAGAAAUCCUUUUGGAGCUCUUCACAAUUGUGUUGUGUUUUGACCAUCCUGUACAAUUUAGAAUCAUCAGUUCCUCAGUUCUCACUCUAUAAAAUGAGUGUGUUAAUUACCUUGUGCAUAAAUGAGAAAGAGUUGCUGUGAAUUAGAUCAUAAUUAUAAACAAAAGUGUGUUACAGCCUGGUGUUGAUAAAUGCUAGGGCUCUGUGUAAUACUACUCUUAGCUUAGCAGUUAGUAAUGCAAGAAUAAUAGAGUGAGCUCCAUGUAUUGCUUCUCCCACUUCCUUGGACUCCCCCACCCCCCCUCUAAUGGUAGAGAGGAAGGGAGGAAGUUCCACACUCUGAUUCUGUUUACUUAACUAUUGUGAAGCAACCAAGAGCAUUGAAUCUGAAAUGUUGGUGUUGCCCCUCUACAUUCUUAGUGUUAGAUUCACAAAUGUUAAUGAAUGAUACUAACGAGUUGGGCAAAUCUUCUGACCCAAAGUUCAUCUGCGUAAGUCCUGAGAUGACAUGAUUUAACAAAUUGUAUGGUCUAACUUAUCAUUCUACACUUUCACUCUUCAAACACUUUUCCAUAACUAUAGCUGGGGUCCCCCCCCCCAGCAGAUAUGUCACAUCUACCCCAUUUAAAAUCUUAGAAGCCAGUUCCACAGAUUAAAAUCUGCAGAGCACAUGGGGUCAUGCCCUGUGUUUUUAAUAUCUUGCACCCUUAAAAAUGUGUUGACAAUCAAUUGAUUUCUCUCCUCUUCAUCCCAAACACCCCCUCCAAAACCCAGCCCUAUCUAAUUCAAAAUAUUUGUUUCCCUUAAAUAUUCUGAUAGUUCUUUGUUUAAUUGUCUGGAAUGUCGCUGGCAUACCAAGAAGGCUGAAAGUUGUAACACCAAGUUUUCUUGCACUGUGGGUAUGCAAGAAUUUGUGUGCCUCAUUCUUCUGAAUUACUUAAUAUUUUAUAUAGCGACACUGAACUGCAAAACAACGGCUUUUAACAUUUUAUCCUUAAAUAAAGUCCUUCACUGUUUUUGUCUGUAGGGAUGGCAGGAGGGGGAGAUUGCUUACUGAAGGAGAAGACAGUAUUCUUAUGCUAAUCCAGUCUGUGGAUAAGGAGCAAUGCAGCCAUGCAAACAAUGGAAGUGGAGCCAGAAAGUCUGCUGUGUAGUCUAGCACGCCUUGAAAAGCAUAUGAGACAGGGCGCCUAGGGCUGCUUAAGGGGAGGGGCCCAAGAAAAGGGGAGCGCUUUACUCCAAGUUAUUUUAUGGAACUGGCAGAUGACCAAAGAAAGGAACCUUACUACGUAGACAGAGAGAAUUAAGAUGAGGGGGAUGAGAGAAAGGAGUUUCUGAAAUCUGCUUUUCAGUUCUCAUAGACUAAAACCCUAGCUUUGGCUUUAUUUAAUGUAUGGCUGCAAUUGAAACCUCAAAUUCAACUUGAAAAGAUUUUCACAUAAAACUAUAAGUAUUACAAAAAGCUUAUUUUAAGAGAAGAUGCCGACUUUGAACAGGGUUUUGUUAUAUUCACAUGGUUAAAAUAUCUGAUCACACAAAUCACUGACCAGCAAAAUGCCCAUUUCUGUUAAUUGCCUUUAUAUUUAACUUCUGGCAGUGUUUUAUUUAAUUUAUUCAUACUCAACCUUUCAAAACCUUCAUCUGCACACACUAUACAGUUAGAAAUGAGGCAUACCAUCCAGCUGGAGUUCUACUUAAGUGGCUUACCUAUUCCUGAAGGAAUGAAUGUUGUAAUCUAAAGUUAUCAGCUUGCAUGUCUUGCUGAAGAAUGAUAGCAAGCAUUUCUUCUUGGCUUAUUAUCUUUUCAGUAUGCUAAUACUAGGUAGUAAAAGCGAGAUGAUGAAUUCUUAAAAGAAAUACCAAUUGUAUAGCAAAUUAAUAUCCUUUUUUGAAUGCUAUGAUUUCUCUACACAAGGGGCAAUAAAGCGGGCACCUGGAGAACUCAUUCUGCAACAUAAUACUAACAUUUAUUAAUGGCAGUUGGCAAUUCACCAUACUUUAAAGGGAGGGCUGUUUAAAUUCCAUAGGUGAGGUAUAAGGAUCAUAAAUAAAUAUGAACCUGUAGCAGAUUAUUUGGUGGUUUUAUUUACGUGUUCAGUUUUUAGUAUGUACAGUGGUACCUUGGUUUAAGAACUUCUGGUGGUCCGUUCUUAACCUGAAACUGUUCUUAACAUGAGGUACCACUUUAACUAAUGGGACCUCCUGCUGCUGCUGCGCCGCCGCCACGCAAUUUCUGUUCUCAUCCUGAAGCAAAGUUCUUAACCCAAGGUACUAUUUCUGGGAUAGUAGAGUCUGUAACCUAAAGCGUCUGUAACCCAAGGUACCACUGUAUUGCAUUUUAUGAAGUGAGGGGCUUUUGCAGAUUCUAGUCAACAAGUUCACAAAUUAUCUGUCAUUGGGCAACAAUGCUGAGCGAAUGGAAGUUCUCUCUGCCACCUUUCCCCUGACUACAGUCAUACCUCGUGUUACAGACGCUUCUGGUUGCACAUUUUCCGGUUGCACACCGUGCCAAACCCGGAAGUACCGGAACAGGUUACUUCCGGGUUUCGGCGCAUGGAUCGUGACCUGCAUGGAUCAUGUUCGCAACCCAAGUGUCCACUGUACUUCACUGAGAAAAGCUCCUUCACAGGGCAAAGGAAGUGCCUCUCCAGCUCUGCAUGGCUGCCAGGCAGCCAUGUUUAGUGAACAGCACUAUCUUCUUUGUUCUUGCCUCCUACCCACCCUCCUCACUAAGGAAAAAAAUCCUCUUUGAGACAAAAGGAGUGCCAGCUGUGUUAACUCCAUGUGGCUGGUGGGCAACAACAGCUGAGUGAUGACAGGUUGCCUUGGGGAUGCCAAGGAACGCCUUUGUCGGUGCUGGUAUGACAACCCCCAAUCUAAGCAACUUAUACAUUGGAUGACAGUAAACUGGGGAACCGGGUUCGAGUCUCCGCUCCUCCACAUGCAGCUGCUGGGUGACUUUGGGCCAGUCACACUUCUUUGAAGUCUCUCAGCCCCACUCACCUCACAGAGUGUUUGUUGUGGGGGAGGAAGGGAAAGGAGAAUGUUAGCCGCUUUGAGACUCCUGAAGGGGAGUGAAAGGCGGGAUAUCAAAUCCAAACUCUUCUCUUCUUCUUCUUCUAAACCCACCAACAAAUCACAGAACACGUCUGUAGACACAGAAGUGACAUAUGAAUAGAUCACAGAAUUUUAGAGUUGGAAAGGGACCCUUAGGAUCAUCUAGUCUAACCCCCCUGCAGUGCAGGAAUAUGCAGCUGUCACAAAUUGGUGAUGGUUUUCAGUGGCUCCUUUGUCAAAAUUUGAUGAGUGGGGAAAGAAACCAUGAAAAAAGUAUGUAGUGUUCAGACUAUUCUAAUGAAUCUGGCAUGCGCACUUACACUCACAUUCCUUUUCUCUUUCUUGAUUUUCUUCCUUUUCCCUCUCUCCUGACGCUUGUAGCACAGUGCCCUGUGGAACACCCUCCCGGCAUAUGUCAAGGCAAUAAGCAACUAUUUUACUUUUAAAAGACAACUGAAAGCGGCCCUGUUUAGGGAGGUUUUUAAUGUUUGAUGCUGUAUUGUUUUCAAUAUUUGGUUGGAAGCUGCCCAGAGUGGCUGGGGAAUAAAUUAUUAUUAUUACUCAUUUCUACUUCAUUUUCCCCUCCCCUUUCCCUCCUCAUUCAGUUACUCCACUUUCCAGUUACUCAAAUUCUGAUUUGAUAAUUGAAAAUCAUAUAGAGCUGAAAGAGGAAGUGAAAAAGAGCAUCACUCUUCUAAUUUUGUUCUUAAGUUCUAGUACUUUCAGAGGGGUGGUGGUGUGGUAACCACCCUCAUCACAAAGUGGGUAGUGAGCUAGGGAUAGGACACUAUUGCGUGUCACAUGGAGUAUCACAUUGGCCUCUCCAGUUAUGAACAAACAUGGCAAUUUAAAAUCUUUUAAAAUAUUCUGAAAUACACAGUCCUCUGUUAUAGGCAAACUGUUUGUAAUGCAUUUUAUUAAUAUCAAACAAGUGCAUGUAAAUCUUACAUAGCUGAUCCUAAAACAUUAAGCCAGUUCAUUUUGUUCUUUAAAUUACACCCAGAAACUCUCCUAAUCAAAGCAUUUCUUAGUUGAACAUAGCCUCAUUUUUUGCACUUUUAAUUACUUCAUUUUCAUUUUUAUUACAAUGAUUACAAGGCAUUGAAACAACUCUGAAACGCUUUUUCCUCUGGCUCUCAGAGAACUCAAAUGUCUGAGCAUCUUUCAGAAUGUAUUAGAAAAAAGCUUUAAAUGGCCAGGAUAAGCAAGGGGUUAUUUGUGUUAGCCCUUGUUGAUAGGGUGAGGUAAAAAUCAAGUAAGUUAGUAUGCUACAUACAGGAAGUACAAAUGACCAAGGUCUGCCACUCUAGAAGCAUAAGCUUAGUGUAACUAAAUCCUAGUGGUUUAUGCAAGUUAGCUGUGCCACAAGUUAUGUGGUAAGGUGAAAAAACACCAGAUCAUCAGCCAGUUGAUCCCCAGGGAAAAUUGCAACCUGGCUCCGGAUAUGGGUCAUGAAAGCAGGAUUUGCAGCUCUGCCUGCCUGUCUGCUUGCCUGCCUGCAAUCUCUGAUUCUUCAAGGGGAAAAAGAAAGUAAAAAAUAAAAUAAAAUAAUCUUAAAGGCAUGGUCAUUGUCUUAGGUUCUUACACUUGGUCCUAGAUAAACUCAUCCCUUAUAUAUAAUCACCUUAAUUUUGGAUACUUGGGUCCUUUUAGCCCUGUUGUUUUUGGGCCAUCAGAAGUCAAAUGCUCACACAUCUAGGAGAAAGUCCAGUAAUGUUGACUAUUACUGGUGUGGGGACCCCGUAUUUGACAGUCUUUUGUGCUGAUUUGUGUGAGUUCACACAUUUUACAAUGUCUUGCACCCAAGGAAAGCUUUGGGCUGGAUGUGAUUCAAUGCCACCUUGUUGAGGACACUGUCCUGGAUCUGUGGGUAUAUGAUUUAUGGUGCCCAAAAAUAUUUUGGGGUCACACACAAAGUUUCUUAGUCAUUCCUACGUUCUUGGACUAUAUUUGGCAUGUGAAUGCUAUAUUUUGACACUGACUUGCUCUGAAGGAAAGUGUUGGGCUGGAUGCAAAUACCAUCUUAUAAAAGAAAUUUGAAUGCUUAUUUUGGGAUGAUUCAAAACUUACGGCGGGGCGUACAGCCCAACUUAUUAACUUUUUAAUUGUUAUCUGAGGUCAUUGUGCAUUCAUGACCAUUACACAUGCACAACAAUUUUGACUGGGGAAAAUUAUUCUGGAACUGAAAGGAGACAAUCUGCCAGUCAUGGAAACGUGAUUCAGGGAUAUAAAAACUUUAGGUCACGUUUUAAAAAGGUUUUCUAAUUGAGAAUCAAUUCUGUGAUUUUGUGACAAUAUUGAGGGCUGUGUACAGUCUGAAAUGACAUAAAGCAAAUGUAAAAUCAAUACAAUAAAAGCUGAAGACUUUUUGAAACAGCAACACUAUCCGAGACCUAAAGGCUAAAAUAUUCAUUGAGACUUUUAAAAGAAGUUUUAGGUGGAGAUAUUCUGGACAACUAUUAUACUCUGGGCAUAGCCCAACGUUGAAUAUACAUCAAUUGCUGUAUCCACAGAUAGGCUAUUCCAUUGCAAUGGUUCUAUUUCUUGUAGUGAGGAAGCUGCUUUGUUUCUUCAUUACUAAGAAGUCACAGAUGUGUGAAAAGUAGGCCACAGGUCGAAGGCUGCAUGCCCCCUGCAUGCGCAAAUUGAAAGUGACAGACACCUCUAUGCUCUGCCAGUAAUUUGCCUCCAUGUUAAAUGCCUAUGAAGCAGUAAUUAAAAUGAAAAGUUCUUGGGUCCUGCCAACAGACAGAUUGAGUUAUUUAUGGUAGAAGCAGCCACUAACAGUAAUUGCAGCACAUCCUUGAACAAAUACAAGUUUUUUCAUUCAAGAAUAGCGCCAGGCUGACAGGGGUCAGGAGGUCAAGCCCACUCAAACAAGAGGCCAAAGAAAGGCAAAAUCAGUGUUCUGUUCAUCUUAACACAGAAUCUGUAUUGUCUAUAUUAACUACCUAGGUGUCCAAAUUGCUGUUUAUUCCUCUGAGACCUAGUUAGGCCCUAUUAAUCAUUUCAAAAACAUCACUGUGAGAUUACUAAAAGCUGCUACAUUUUAAUAUAACCAUGUUUGCCCACUUUGUUUCUGAAGUGUACUUCAAAAUGGUAGAGCAAAUUUUACUGCCUUCCUUUUUAUGCAGUUGAGCAAACAUUGGAAAAGUGUUUUCUAGACAGCUUUGUAUUUAAAGAAAAGUCUUUUUUUCUAGUAGAUGUUUGUGCACUGGUGUGUUAGAAUGGAAUUAUUAUCAUUCUUUUAAAAUUCUAAGUUCUACAGCAAUUUCACAUUUUUAGCUACAUAGGUGUUAUCAAUCAGCUAGUUGUCAACUAUUAAUUUUAAAAUGUAUAGUUAUCCAAUGGAUUAAAAUACAAAUGGGUCAUAUUUUAGUCUUUUAAAUAUACUUGUAUAUGUUUUAUCACUUCAAGCUUUUACUGCAUCUUGUCCAUUUGAUACCCCCCUCCAGUUUUCAGAGUUUGGGGAAUUUGCAUAAUUUUAUUCAUCUGUUCAAAAAUGCAAUUUUGUUUCGUUUCUUUUUUCCAGAAAACAAAUUGGAAUAAUUAAGCAAUUGCUUCAACUGGCCACCAAGUCUUCUAGCAGAUUUUGCUAAACAGUCCAGCUUAGAACUUGUCAAGCAGCAGGGCAAUUUGCCAAAGUUGACAGUGCACAGGAAGGAUUUAUAUUCGAACAAUGAUUUGUCUGAAAGUUUACAUCAGAUUGCUGGGGUUCUAUGCAGUCAUCAUUUCUCAAGUUCAAGGUAAAGUCAUACUUGUAAAACGUUUGAAAAAGAAAGUUUUUGAUGUAUGGAAUGUUCAUGUGCAUAGCCAACAUUUUAUGUUUUAACUGCAGUCUGAAAUAGAUGCAGAUAAGCUGCUGUAGUUUUUGAAACGUAGAAACAACAUGGAAGCUGUUGAAAUGGAAGACUUUUUUGUGCACACCUGAAAAUGGUUUCCAUCUUUUUCAGCAACUCUCAAACCCUCUGGUUUGAAACAAAAAACAUCAGUUACAUUUUUACAGAAAGGGAGAUUUCGAACAUAACUUUCAUAGAGAGUCUAUGAAACCGUCUGUCUGUUGUUAACAGGACAUGCUGCCUGCCUUUUAGUACUAUGAUCCCACUUUAUUGGUAAUAUAUAAGAGCUGGUUACCAAGAAUCAGGCUUUCUUGGUUAGUCUUCUAUUUCAAAAUCAGUACGGGGGGGGGGGGGGCUGGCUAACUAUAAUAGACCUUAGUACUGAAAGCUGGAAAAUGUUUUGAUUUGGUACAUACUUCAUUGACAUGUUAAGAUUUUGCUAUAAAAAAAUAUUCCAGGUUCUGUUUGAUGUUUUAAUUUGUUGGAAGCCUGCCAGGCUGGAGCAACCCAGUUAGAUGGGUGGCAUAUAAAUAAUAAUAAUAAUAAUAAUAAUAAUAAUAAUAAUAAGUUCUUAUUAUUUAUGCAGUUCAUACUAAACUCAAUGAUAAAAUUCCUUUGUAUUUUGAAUGGUGCAGCAUUUGCAUCUGUUGACUAAUUUCCAUCUCUAUGGACAGUCUUAUUCAGUGAAAGCUUCAGAUUUUUCUGAGUUAAUGUGGCGGCUAUAAUAUUUUUAGACGAAGGACCCUAAAGGAAAAAGGACACAGUGCACUUAAGGAAUCUAAGUUAUCAAGUUCUUUCCUCACACAGGGAAGAUUACCUAGUGAGUGCACACGCUGCUAGUCAGAAGAGUCUUCUAGCCUCCUUUUGACAAGGAGGGAAUCAGGGUAGAUAUGGCUGUUUUUAUGAGACUAAUUACUUGAGACUAAUUGCAAAGUCAUUAUUCAGGUAUAGGUCUCUCUGAAUCACCCAGAAGACUAUGUAAACUGUGAGCUGAGUCAUGGAAAAAGUCAAUCAACUGAAAUUUAUAGGCGUAGACGAAGGUUCAUUUAAGCGAGAAAGCAAAGAUGUUAGAGAUAUCCAAAGAUACCUGCCUGUUUUAUUUAUUUAAAGUAUUUAAAUACUGCUGCUCAGUUCAACCUCAUUAAGUGGUUCACAAAAGAAUAUCACAACAGGCAUCAUUUUAAAAAGUUACAAUAAAAUGGAAAUGCAACUGUUUGUUUAGAAGAAGCAGUAACAACGUUAUUUGGCUCCUGGACUCCGUUGAGCAUGCUCAGUCCUUUGAGGGCGCCAUGUUGGUGAAGGCUAACUUAGAUUCUGUGCCCAUUAUGGAUAGUAAUUGAAAUAAUAUUCUGAUUUUAUGAAUAUUGUAAGUGUUAGAGGAAUCUCAGUUUAAUCUGAGAGAUGUGGCCUUCCUCAACCUGGUGCCCCCCAGAUGUUUGGACUACAACUCUCAUCGGCCUCAGCCAGUGCAGCCAAUAUGCAAGGAUGAUGGGAAUUGUAGUCCAAUAACAUCUGGAAUGCCACAGGUUCCUCACCCCUGCUAUAGAAGUAUUCCUACGCAUGAUCCCUAGCAAAGUAGAAGUUUGUACAAAUUUAGUAGGAAUAAAAACUCAACAACCAAAUGAAAAUUUUAAACACCUUACUUUUUGAGAUAAUGUCAAAAAAAGAGAAAUGGAUUUGGAAUUCAUUUCCAUGAAAUUUCAUAUAAUUAUCAGGACAGAACUAACAUUUAUGUUAUUAAAACAUAAUUAUUGUAUUAUGCUCAGCUGCCUGCAAUAUCAGAAUGUUAACAUUGAUAUUUCAGUUACCUACGUUAAUUUAUGUUUAUGCUUGUUAAUUUGAAAGUCAGAUUUUUAAAAAAUUAAAAAGAAAUCUGUGGUGGUUCACUUACAGGUACAGUGGUACCUCGCAAGACGUAUGCCUCGCAAGACGGAAAACUCACAAAACGAAAGGGUUUUUGGUUUUUUGAGUUGCUUCACAAGACGAUUUUCCCUAUGGGCUUGCUUCGCAAGACGGAAACAUCUUGCAAGUUUGUUUCCUUUUUCUUAAAACCGUUAAUACAGUUGCGACUUGACUUCGAGGAGCAACUCAUAGCACGCGGUGUGGUAGCCUUUUUUGAGGUUUUUGAGAACUUUGGUGAUUUUUGAAGCUUUUCCAAAACUUUUCCGACACCGUGCUUCGCAAGACGAAAAAAACCGCAAGAUGAAAAAACUCGCGGAACGAAUUAAUUUCGUCUUGCAAGGCACCACUGUAAAUAAGUUUUCAAGUUAGGUUUUAAGUAUGCAAAUGAGCAUUCCAGGUUUGCUUUGGGACGAAAACAGAAGGACUAUACAGAGGCUACUGCAGCCGAGAGUUCUAAACCUUCAGUGUAACCCUGCCUUCUGAAACAAACCAUUAUGUUUGUAUCUACAUUAUACAGGGCAGAAUCUAGACAGCAUGCUCCAUGGGACAGGGAUGAAGACUGAUCCUGAUCAGAAAAAGCAGGAAGAUGGAGUCACCCUAGCUCCAGAGGACACGUUGCCCUUUUUGCAGUGCUACUGCUCAGGGCACUGUCCAGAAAAUGCCAUUAACAAUACAUGCAAGUAAGUGUUGUGGGCAGAAUAAAGACUGUUUCCUCAUAUGUACAAGUUAGAGUAAGGUUAGAGGUUUCAAAUAUUUUUACUGUCCGUUCUUGUUUCUCAGUUCCCUUGUUCCACCCUUUUUCAGUUCAUAUACUAUUAUGGUCAGGUGAAACGACUUUCUGAAUUGAGGAUUGAUUAAAAGCUUUUAAUAUAUUUCUUAGAAUUUGGCUAUACCUUGUCUGUGGCCUCUGAGGAGACACAAACAUGGUUUCUGCACCUGCAGAAAAUUUCAUUCAGGAAACCUACUGUCUUCCAAGGCACCUUUUUAGUGGCAAUUGAAUUGGUGAGGAGUGUGAUGAUGAGUGUGAGUUAUAAGUGUGCUCCAAGUGUUGAGCUCCCAUAUUUGAAUCCCAUACACCAGAUCAGAGUCGAAUUGAAACCAGAUAUUUGUUCUUUCCCAAGGUUGCCUCUUCGUUCCACCACAAUGAGGCCAUUGUCUUCCGUAACCUAGCUUCAGAGUUUUGAAUGUUUAUUUUUCCAGAACCAAAAGCUUCUUGAGUAGUCUGGAUCUGUUUAUUUGUUAUGAGGGUGCCAAACCCAACAUUUCACCCACUAGUAUCCUCAAUAGUUCACCUGUGCCUAUGCCUACAGACCUCCAAAGUUCCCUACUCCAAAGUGAAGCCAGAGCUGUAGUGACUUCCAUGGUAUUCCUCCAAGGUCCACUGCUGGACCUCCACCAUGCUGCUACUUGGCUACAAUGUUUGGUUUUCACCUGUAAUCUGCUUGAUUACAAGGCAAAUGGAACUGAGCAAUGUCUUUUGGAAGGGCUGCACUUGCGUCCUUGACCUCAUCGUAUCUUUCCUGCCUCUAGUAAGCUAGCUUGCUUUACUACCCGUAUGUGUGCAAUAGCACAGAGACCACGAAGAACGGGUUGCUUACUUGUAACCUGAGACUUUCCAAUAGUCAUCUGUGCAGACGCACAACCCACUCCCUUUCCCCACGGUAGAUGUAAGUAUGGUUGUUAUCUCCUGCAUAGUCUUCCUAUAGGGCUGUGGUUUUUGAACUGAGCAAGAAUGCAGGAGCUAUGUCCCUGAAUGCGUGAGCAUGGAAGGUGGGGGCGGGGCACUUGCCAAAUCUCUAGACUAGCUUACAUGUCUGCACAUGUGUGUCUGCACAAAUAACAACUCAGAGGACUACAGGUACAGCUAAACAACCUGUUCUUCUUGCAUAGCAUAAGGGGAUCUGAUUUGGUCAAAUCGUUGGUCACAUUAGAAUUGUUGCUUUUUAUUGCCCUCUAGUGUUUGUUUUUUAUAUAGUUUCUAUAUCCAAAUAUUACAUUCAUGUAGUUGAUAAAUCUAGUAGAUAUAAUUUUUAAGAUGGAAAACCCAUCAAAUAAUUUUGAAGGCAUAUGUUUUGAUUGAUCAUAAAUGUCCUAUUAAAUGUUAUUAAUACUGAAUUGAAAGAUUUCUUACUUUUUUAUUAUUGACCCGAAGGGGCCAUUUUACCUUUAGCUGCCUUGAAUCUCCAGGCAUUCAAAGGCUGAAAUCUCAAGUACAGCUAAUGGGAAACAAAAUCUGUUGAAACCAAUGAUACCUGUUUAUGUGUGGAUAGGAUGAGAAUGAAAAAAGAAAAAGAAAGAAAGGGGGAAAAGUUCUAUAGCACCAAAUUUUAAUGAUAUCUAUUUGGUGGAACAGACUUGGAUCUUGGCACAUAUGUUGAGGGAGAUUAAUCUAGACUUCAUUAUUUAAUUUUGUGCUUGAGAGUAAUUGAAGAGCCGUAUUUCAGUUGGCUUCUCUUAAAAACAGUUCAAAUUAUGAGAUGCAGUCAGAGAAGCUUCCAGAUUUUGAAAAUAUUGAAUUGGUGUUUGCUUAAUUACUAGGCCUUGAAUAAGAAUUGGUUUAAGUGCUGAUUUUUGCAGGCAAUAGAGGAUUGAUUUUCCAUGGGUAUGUACAAUAUUUUCAGUGUCACAUGAUAGGCAUGACUAAUGUAUAGGAGGAGUCUUAAAGGUUUUUUCAUAGCAUUAAUCUUGGAAUGUAGUCUUCAGGAAUAGUUCAUCUCCCUGGAGUACCUCCCUGGAGUACCUACCAUGACUUUCCCACACCAUCAAGUAAAUCCAACCCUGUUUUAUCUGUUCUGAAGUCCCUUGUUUCCUUUGAGUACAGUAUCAUGAGUGCCAUGUGUCCAUUAUACUGGAAGGAAGAAUACAAGACAAUAAUCUAAUAGAUAUAAAUAGGUUGGUUGAAUGCAGAACAGUACACGGAAAAUUGAAGUCAAUUCAUCUGUUCCAGAACUAAUGGACAUUGCUUUGCCAUAAUCGAAGAAGAAGAAAAUGGCGAAAUUACACUUGCUUCAGGCUGCAUGAAGUAUGAAGGCUCAGACUUCCAGUGCAAGGUAUUCCAACUGUCUUCUGUUGCAUGUGAACCCAGGCAGCUCCCCACACUCAAUUCCAAUAUUUGCUGUUCAUGCAAGUAAUUUGCUCCAAAAGCCUAAAAUUGGGAGAUUAUUUCUUUGCCAAUUUUAUCAUUUCUAACAUUAAUAGGUUGUCUUAAAACCCUUACAGCAAAGCUGUAAAGCUCAAUAUUAUUGUCCCCAUAAUGUGCACGAGAGACUGAUUCAGAGUGGCAUACCAAAAUGCGAGACAUAAGAAGGUCCUGACAGGAUUGUAUGAACCUGAAUUGUUUGUAGAAGCACAAAAAAUAGGUGGGGCACUAAGUGGGGAACACUCUUCUCUCUCUCUCUCUCUCUCUCUCUCUCUCUCUCUCUCUCUCUCUCGUGUGUGUGUUUGUUUUUUGAAUGGGCAGGACAGAAAAUGGGUGCAGGGGAUAAGAAUAGAAUGCAAUAUCCUGGGAAAAGGCAUGGCUUUCUGGAAACCUAAGCACUCCGUGGUAGAACAUUUUGCUGCAGAUCCCACUCGUCAGUUUUCUUCUGAUCUAAUCUACUUAGCAAAAAUCUACAUAACUUUAAUCUUUCCCUUUGUUGUAACUUAUGUAGCUAUAGAGGGUUGUUCAGAGAAUGCUUGUGACAAAAUAUGCAUCAUUUCUUUUUCUCUAUAGGACUCUCCAAAAGCACAACCACGACGGACAAUUGAAUGCUGUCGGACAGAUUUCUGCAAUCGAGAUUUGCAGCCCACAUUACCUCCUCCCAUAAGUCCAGGUAUGGUGCUUCCUAGUAUUUCCAGAGUAUGGUUUGAAGGUAUGUGAGACCACCACCUGCUGAAGAUGAUCAGGCUGGAUCUGGUUAGUGCCUGGAUGAGUGUCCACCUGGGAAAUAAAUGCAUGUCACACAACCUUGGGUUCUGCAGCAGAAAAAAAAUGUGGACCAUAAAUGGAAGAAAAUGAAUAAAUAUUCCACAGGCAGGAUCCUUAGGGAUGUGAACCAGGUUUUUGCAUGGGCACUAGGAUUUCUGUCACAAACCCUUCCCACUAGUCCCCUUGACUGCAGCAGCUAAACCCAAAGCAGCAUACAGCAUCAAAAAGUUGGUUUAUUUCAGCAUAAACAUAAUGGGAGAUAAAAAGUCUGGGGAAAUAGAACUAUCUUUGCUUGGCACCAGAAAGAUGUUGGAAUAGAUACUGGGUGAAUUCCAACGACAGGGUGUCACAGCCAAUAAAUCCCUCUCCCCAACUACCAGCUGCAUAGCCUCAGGCAGACAGAAGACUGGUUAUGAGGGAAUGCUACCCUUGGGGUAAAUUCUCCCCCCCCCCCACUCCUGAUGUAGAUGUUAAAGGGGGUGGCAGAAAGGAACCCUUUGGAGCCCCAUAGCAUAAAUGCCAGAGUCAAACAUUAGUCACACUGCACCACCUUCUAGAACCAGCCCUCUGUAAGUUUAUGUACUAUAUUUAUUACAACUAAAUAUACAAGUCAUUUCAUAUGGGGAUCUCAGUACAGACCAAGUUGCCCUUUCUUCCUUUGCAUGCGAUAGAACCAAAUUAGCUGUGUUUGCUGUUCUGCCCAUGCUGAUACUUUGCAUUGACUAUCAUAUUUGUUCAUCACCCCAACCAAGUUUGAGGAGCUUGGAGACCUUAAAGCGAUUAUAGCAUCUUGACAGGCAAACAGUGACAUGUUGCCAGUCAAGAGAUCACUACCGCUAUUCUCAUUAGGCUUCCAAAAAAAUUAUCCAGCCCUCUCAAGGGGCUCCAGAGGAUCAUUAAAAAUUUAGGAUGCUGCUUGCUGUUUGGAAAGCAUUUUUAUGGAUCUGCGUGAGGGCCUGCCCCCAAGCUAUCAGCAUUGUUUGGGCUAAUUUGUGAAUGAGGAAGUCCCUGGUUCAAAUUUCAGCUCUGUCAUGAACUCACUAGGUGGCCUUAGGCAAGCAACUCACUCUUGGUAUCUUCCCUCCCAUCUGCAACAUGGAAAUUAAUAGUACUAACUUGACUUACAAGUUUGUUGUAAGGAUUUCAGAUAAUGCAUGGGAAGUGCUUUGACCACUUAAAAGUGCUAAUGUUAAUUAUCGUGAUCAUUAUCAUCACAGUCAUCAGCGUUGCUGCCUUCAGCAGUCUCCCCACCACUUUUCUGAUUUUUCACCAGUCUCAACUUUGCUUUAAUUCACCCCCCCACCCCGAAAAGCUUGUAUUUAUUUCCUGGUGCAGUAAUAAGAAAGUAGUAAGUGUAAUCUGAACCUAACACCCCCCCCCCCCCCCGCUUCUCUAACUUGUUUUUCAAUAGUUAUUGUGUUUCAUCAGAGGAAGCUAAACCAAGCUGGAUUGUCAGAGGAGUUGUAGUGGAAAAUGUCCUGUAAAUCACGCACCAAAGUCUUACUGCAUUUGAUUAAAAAGAAUGAGUGAAUUCUUAAAAUAAAAAUAGUACAGGAGCCCUAUCCUUGGGGAUCCCGCAUGCCUACUGGUUAAAAGGAGGCCUUCCACACAAUUGCUGUAUAUGUAGCUAUGUAAGAGUUGCAACGGGCAGUGUGGGGAUGGAUAGCUUUCCAAUAUUCCCUAAGUUUGUCUCAUAUUUCCCAGAGAUAAAUUUACCUUUCAUUUUAAUUAUAUUAAUAUUUUGUUCCUUUAUGUAGGUGGCAUCUUUGAUGGCAGCAUACGUUGGAUGGCUGCAUUUAUUUCUAUGGCAGUCUGUAUAAUAGUUAUGAUCAUCUUAUUUAGCUGUUUCUGCUACAGGUAAAAAUCUUGUUGGGUGAUAUCCUAUUUUUCAUGCAUAGCGUAUUGCAGAUUUGGUGCUAACUAGUUAGAUCGCUAAGAAUGUCUGGAGGUAUUCUAGAAUCAAACACGGUUUGAUUUGCAUCACUGUGAAAAUAGUCAUAUGUAUGGAAACCAAUCUGAUGUGAAACUUGGCACAGACAGCUCACUAUUGUGUACACUCUACAUAUACCGGAAUAUGGGAGUGUGUUUCAAGUAUAUGGCCUUGUCCCCACCCUGCAUCUAGCACCCUCUAGGUAUUUUUGGACUACAGCUCCCAUCAGCCCUUGCUAACAUAGUUAAUGAUUCAAAACAUCUGGAUGUCAGCAAGAUGGGGAAGACUGAUUUAGAGUACUGCAUGUGAUCUGGGGUAUACCCUUUUCUAUGGCAGUCAGAGUCUAUUUAUGGUUGUGUUUGCAUACAUACCAUAUCACAUACAUACAUACCAGGGGGUUGGACUAGAUGAUCCUUGGUGUCUCUUCCAACUCUACAGUUCUAUGAUUCUUUGAUUCUAUGAUCUGAUGUUCCAUAUGCAAGGAGGAAGAAUGGGGAAAGCAGAAGAGACUCAGUAUUGUGCUCCAUCCUGUGCAUGCACCAGAGGACUCUGUGAACUGAUCCUUAGACUACAAUCCUAUACACGCUUAAUUGAGAUAAAGCCCAAUUGGGACCUACUUUUUAGUAGACAUAUAGACGAUUGCACUAUUGACCUAAUACAGAGUAAAAAUAGCAAUCUGAGCAGUAUGUGACAUUGGCAUUUUUAAACCCUAUAAUUAGGCAACUCUUAGCAUGAUACUAUUUUUGUAUCAUAUUUAGUGUCUUACCUCUGAAACUUACCAUUUGUAACUCACCUUGGUUUUGUUUUUUAAAGCAAAGUUGCAAUCUGGCUCAGUCACUUGCUGCAUCAGCACUGGAGAGCUUAGAAUGGAUUAUAGCAGCAGCUAUGCAACCCACCCACCCACCAGUCAUGAAACGUUGCCUCAGUGCCAGCAUUGCAGAAAGGCUACAGUGGCACCACAGCUUAUUCAUUGUCACACAUAUUCAGGAUUAGGGUGCCACCGUCCUAAUUUAGCUAUGAAUUGUUCAGUUUUAUCUGAGUUUAACUCUGUACACAGUAAAAUCAGAAGGGGACCUUGAACUUGUGCUCUUCUUCACACUCUGCUUAGCAUGCAGAGAACUAAACUGGGAGAUCCAACAAUUUGAUAUGUGGGUUUAAUAUCCAGAGGCAAUAAUAAUAAAGGAGACCACAAAUUCAAAUGACAUUGGCCCCUCAGUUCAGGUAUUCAUUUCUGUGUGCAGUUUGCAUUUGUCAGGCAAAAUUGAAAAGCAAGAAAUGAAACUAUAUAGACAACAUUUGCUCACUGAUGCAAAAAUUGAUUUUAAAAAAACCAUCAGUGCGCAAUAUUUUGGGAAUUAUGACACUGUAUGCAUAGUUACUUAAAAUAACACCAUGUUAUAUCAAGAUGUGUUUUUCCCCCCAGGCAUUAUUGCAAGUGGGUAGCAAAGAGAGGAUGUUAUAAUCGUGACCUGGAGCAGGGUGAAGCCUUUAUUCCGUCUGGCGAGUCACUUAAGGAUCUUAUUGACCAAUCGCAGAGCUCUGGCAGUGGUUCAGGACUUCCUCUGUUGGUAAGCCUGUGCUUUACCUGUGCUUCUUCAGCUGAGAGUUCUUUGUUUUACAGCAGUCAUGUAGUUAACAACUUGCCUGGAGUUUUUUGAAGCUGAGUGAGGAGGCUGGCAAGGUGGGAUAGAUUGCCCAGUCUUUCUUCUCUGGGCCUACUGAAUUUCUAUGCUGUCUUCAGAGGACGGUACUUCCCCUCCUCCGUGCUUGCCUGGCACUACUAGUCUCCUAGCAUGCUAGUUUUUUUAAAAAACAACAACACACAACUUAUUGGGAAGGCAGUUUUAUUUGAGGGGUGUGUGUGGAAAUUUAAAUACACAAUUUGUUUGUUUAGAAAGAAAUCUGAAGAACCUAUAAGGGAGAGGUGGACCCUGUCCCCAGAUCUUUCAGUCCCCUAGGCUGAAGCCACAUUAGGUGGAAGAUGGACUCCCUGGGUGGGAGAAAGGAGCCUGCACUAUCUCCUCAGUCCCUGCUGGGCAAGUCUUCAGCUAGUCUGUCCUGCUUUCUGCUUAAUCCCACAGUGUAGUAGAGACAAAUGGGGAAGGUUUCUGGGAAACUGAUUCACCAGUCAAAAUACAUCGUCAAACCAUUUGGGAUACGCAGAGAAAGUUUUCAAGAGAGACAGGUUUAUAAAGUUAAAUAAUAGUUUCUGCUAGUUUUUCACAUCUUUAUACAGAAAAGGGCUUUAUUUUUCCCCCGGUUUGGGUAAAAGGGGAGCAGAGGUGGAAAUAGCUUGUCCAGUCAGCUCCCGGAGGGCAGAGAUUUCAGCCCCUGAUUAUGGGGAAUCGGUGAAAGAAGUUUGUCACAGUCAGAUGGGUAGUCUUGGGGACUGCCUCAGCAAUGGUCCUUAAAUAAGUAGGGCAAAGUACCGUACUCAGGGUGUGGGAAGCACAUAUGACACUGACUAGAACAAUUACAGAUGGAAACGAGGCGAGUGUGAAUGUCUCCUGUCCCUCACUCAUCCUAAGCUAGGUUCCUGGAGCCAAGUUAUUAGAAUACAGGUUCUGGUCAAGUGGGUAAACCAGUUCUUUAUGGGGUUAAAAAAAAAAAAACCCCAAACAAAAAACCUCACACAAUUUGUUCUUAGGUUAAAAGAUAAACAUUAGAUUGUUGAAGACGUGUUUAUGUCAGAACUGGGUUUUUCUGCACACCGAGUCUUGCCACAGUUCCAGUGAAAUUCAUUUCAUGUUGUGUUGACCCAAGACCAAAUAUUUCAAAUAUGUGGCUUGGUUCCAUAAGCAACAAUAAGAAAGAAUUCAUUUCUUGAUCUGGUUAUGAUUUAGCUUGUUAAAUUAGUGGCAGAUUUUUGUUUAACUUAACAGCUCCUUUUUAAUGAAUUGUUUUGAGUAUCCACUAUUUUCUGUGAAGAAGCAAUGUCAGAAUAAGAGCUUCUAAGCACUUGGUCAGCAUCCAUAGAAUCACUCAGUGAUUUCAGAUUUCUUCUUCAGGUCCAGCGGACAAUAGCCAAACAAAUUCAGAUGGUGCGGCAAGUUGGAAAAGGGCGAUAUGGUGAAGUCUGGAUGGGUAAAUGGCGGGGUGAAAAAGUGGCAGUGAAAGUGUUUUUCACCACUGAAGAAGCCAGCUGGUUUCGAGAAACUGAGAUUUACCAGACAGUUCUCAUGCGCCAUGAAAAUAUACUCGGUAAGUAUUGAAAACUGUUUUUGGAUCAAGAUGUAGUGUCAUUCCGAGAAGAAAGACAAAACCUGCUAAAAUCUAUUAAUGUAGUUCAUCUGCAAAGUAGAAAUCCUGUUAAUUGAAAGGGAUGACGAUGGGUGUUUUCAGGGUUGUUUUUUAUGAUUCUAAAGGCAGGAAACUGAACUCUGUAGUAUUUUCCAGUCACUUCCAGGGCAAAACUCCAUCUAUCCUCAGCAGAAGUACUGCUAAGUUAGGAAUCUGAGAUUUGUAGUAUGUGUAAUUUAUUUAUUUUUCACACGUAUACCCUACUUUCCUGACUAAGCUGGAGCCCUAGUAAUUGAAAACAUAAAGCAACAGAACAAAUGCUAAAAGCAUUAUCAAACAAUAAAAACAAAUCAACAGCAGAUUAUGAAAUUGCCUCUUCAAAGUCAGACUGUAAUAAAAACAAAACCUGGCAGAUUGAUAUGUUUAAUUCUCUUCCUAAAAGACCACGUCUUUUAGGCUUGUGAUUUGUUGCCAGGGAGUUAGAUGUUUAAAUGGGUUGGAAUGGUGGAAAAAGCCCCACUCCAUGUCACAGAAACGUCUACUCAAUAUCCAUCCCUGGCACAGUGUUAAUUUCACUAUUUGUGGGAACUUUCAGCACUAACUAGGUUUCUAACUUCCACAGGUUUUAUAGCAGCAGAUAUUAAAGGCACAGGCUCCUGGACCCAACUCUACUUGAUUACUGAUUAUCAUGAAAAUGGGUCAUUGUAUGACUUCCUGAAGUGUACCACUCUGGACAACAGAUCUCUGCUCAAACUGGCUUACUCUGCUGCUUGUGGCCUAUGCCAUUUGCACACAGAGAUAUAUGGAACGCAAGGCAAGCCUGCUAUUGCACACAGAGACCUGAAAAGUAAAAAUAUCUUGAUAAAGAGAAAUGGGACUUGCUGUAUUGCUGAUUUGGGCCUAGCUGUCAAAUUCAACAGGUAGGUAAUCCAAUCCUAUCCUUUGUAAACUCAUGGAGGUAUCUGUGCACAAAUCUGAAAAGUGUGAUGGAUUCAUUUGGCUGGUUCACAACUGCAGAAUCUUUGUGCAUAACAGGAAUGUUCCCGAAAGAAUAAAUAUUUUCUUUGCAAAAGUGGACUUGGGAAAGAAUAAUUGAGACAAGGUAUAGCCACAAAAUGUUCUUGGACUAGAGAUCUCGGAAUGUCACGCACACAAAAAUAAAUUACUCUGCUUUCAAAGAAGAGGGAGACAAAUGUUACUGUUCAGCGUUCUAUUCUUCCGUGGCAGUUUCAGACACUUCACUCCCUUUAAUGCUCAGUUUGAAACAAAUUGAACUGACAGCUAUAAAUUGCAUCCAAUAUGCAUUCAUCUACAAAUAGUUUACUUCAUAAAAAUUCUCCAUGCAGGCUGUUUAAAAGACUCCUUACUCCUGUGAUCUUCACAUUAGCAGGCAGGUUGGUUAUGCUAGUCUUUAUUUAGCAGAUUUUUAACCCACUACUUAAGAUAUUUUCUGAACAAGACAGCUUGCAAAGUACACAUCCAAAAAUAACCAAUAAAAUAUAAUGCAAUAAAUGAUUUAAAACAUCUUCCUAGUAAUUCUAUUCAGAGCCAUCACAAAAAUAACAAAUAUCCCAGUGUAACACAAGCGUACCAAAAAAAGACCAUAUCACCAUUUCUAUGGCUCAUCUUACAAUAAGCCACUGAAGACCAUGGCAAAGAGGUGGGUCUUAAAGGCCCAUUUGAAAGUAUUGAUGGAUGGGAUUUGCUGCUAUCACGUAGUACAGUGGUACCUCUGGUUGCGAACAGGAUCCGUUCCAGAGCUCUGGUCAGAUCCCGAGGAAUUUGCAAUCGGAGAUGCUGCUUCUGUGCAUGCGCACGGCGUGGUUUAGCACUUCUGUGCAUGCGCACGCAGCGAAACCCAGAAAAAUACUUCCGGGUUUGCCACGUAUGUAUCCCGAAGGAUACGUAGCUGGAGGUGAACGUAAGUAGAGGUACCACUGUAUUGAGUUCCGCAGCUGCGGGGCCACCACCAAAAAGCAUCUAUUCUGUGUGUCAGUCAUCUAUCUGGUAGCCAUUGGCAGCCAGGAAGUGAGUGCAUGGAAUUUCACCCAGGUUUGGGGCUGUUGAAGCAGCAACACAGCACUCUUCUCACCAGCCCAGUCAGCUUCUAUGCUGCCUGCAGAGUAUGUGGCAUCCCUUCCUCUGUGGACACUACGGAAGCCAAACUGGCUGGCAAAGUAGAAGCAAAGCACUCCGCUAGCCAAAUCAGCUUUUCUGCAACUGCCACCUGCUUCCUUUGCUAGGAGUGCCUGUGGGCCUCAUGGACCAGUCUUUUGCAGUGGGCAGUGCUUCUAGCCGGCACCUUUUUUUUAUUAGUCUGCUUAUUGCUCAUAAAACCAACAUUUUUGCAAGCUGAUAUUUUCUAGGGGCUUAGUAUCAAGGCUGUGUUACACUGUUAAAAAACCCCCACUAGUUUAACAACUGAAGGAAAAAGCUUCAUUAUUGUAGCUACUGCUUCUUGUUGCAUGCUAGUUUUACAUUAUUUCAACCAUACAACAUUUUAUGUUAAUUUCAGUGAUACAAAUGAAGUUGAUGUCCCUUUGAAUACCAGAGUGGGAACAAAGCGUUACAUGGCUCCAGAAGUCCUAGAUGAAAGUCUGAAUAAAAAUCAUUUCCAGCCAUACAUUAUGGCUGACAUCUACAGUUUUGGCUUGAUCAUUUGGGAAAUGGCUCGGCGUUGUGUCACAGGAGGUAAAGCCUACAUCUAGUCUUCAAAUAUGAUAAUGCGUAUGUCCCAAGUCAGGAGUGGGGAACCUUUUUUUGCUUCAUGGGCCAAAUCCUUACCAGGAUCUGCAUCAUGGGCUAAAUUUAAUAGGUGUCAAAAUCCCUUACACUUAAAUCGCAGGGACUUAAGAGGGGAAGCAAGAGAAGAUUCACAAAGCCUUUUCCAGGUCUCUUUGUGCUUCCCUUUUAAGUCUCUGAGUUCGUAGGGAGAUUUGUAAAAGGCUGUAAGAAAUCCCUGUGCCUCCUUUUGAGGGAAUAGCAGCUCUGGAGCUGUCUUAAAGCCUCUAACCCCAACUCUUCCUUUUCUCCAUGAAUCCCCUAGCACUCCCCCCCACCGUCUUAACAAUCAGGGGAUGUGCCAGGCAAUCCCCUGACUGAAAAGUGUAUGUGCUGCACCCACAAUCUCUCUUGCCAGCAACAUGGCCUCCAGAAAUUGAAAUCGGUGACUCUGAUUAUUUAUAAAAUUAGUGUUGCUCUGUACAUUAAGUGCUGCUACUCCCAGUGUUCCCUUUUUCUACCAACCCAACUUGUGUGGGGCUUGGGGUGUAGCAUGGGUAAUGGGGAAGGCAAUAUGGUUUUGUGACAAAGCAACCUGUCUCUCUCUCUUGCCUAUUCUGUCAAGUGUAGCAUCUGUUGAGAUCAGCAUGAAUGUUCUCUUUUAGUUUCUCCUUUCUUUGCUGUUCCCUAUUCCCUUGAAUGUGUAGGUCUCUCAGCCUCUAUGUAUGCCCCCCACCCGAACUGCUUGCAAGUAGGGUGGAAUAUUUCCUUUUGAAAUGCAAAAAUAAGAGCCUCUCUUAAGUCUUGUAAUGGCCUAAAAUCAGAAGCAGGUUUGGUAUAUUGGUCUUGUCUGCAGCACAUGGGAUAAUUUUGAAUUGCAUGCUUAAAUUUAUAUCAUUUAUUUGCAGGUAUUGUUGAAGAGUACCAGCUACCCUAUUAUGACAUGGUGCCGAAUGAUCCUUCAUACGAGGACAUGAGAGAGGUCAUAUGUGUUAAGCACCUGCGCCCUAUAGUAUCUAAUAGAUGGAAUAGUGAUGAGGUAAGCAUGCUGAAAGAAGGAGAAUCUAGUUGACAAUUCUUUUUGCCCCACUUAUGGAAAUAAAUUUUAGAUUUGAAGGGAAACAUUAACUUAGAAUUUUUCAUUGUUUGCUGAUUGGAAUUCUCCCCCCCCCUCCCCCAGUCUUCACUUUUACCAGUAAAACCUUUUACUAUUAUUUAUCAUGAUGCAUGAACACUACCAAUAUUUUAUUCUUCUCUUAUUAGAAAAGGUUUACUUAACAAUAAUUAACUCCAAACAGCAACAGUAUUUCACUUGUAUUUGAUAUUAGGCAGACAUCUUCACUAUAUUGUUUUUGGUGCCUGCAGAAAACUUUUUUCUUUCGGCAAACCUUCCCAGAAAUGUAAAUUUGACAUGUUUUUUAAAACAUAACCGUAGACCCUGAAAGUGGCUAGGUUCCUGGUCGCUGUCCUUACCCAAAAGCGUCGCCAAGGAGCACCACAAGCUAAUUAAGGCGUAGUAUGCCAUUCCAUCUUAUAGUAGCUUAUUGUUAUAGUAAUGUUUUAGCGGCUGUUUUUUUCCCAUGUGCACAGGCUGUUAUUUAUGUCUUGUUUUUAUCUGUAUGGGCCUACGGCCGUAAUAAAUAAUAAUUAUUAUUAUUAUAUUAUUAACAUAACCGUAUUUGAUUAUGUAUCUUUUUUAAAUUGAUGGUUUUAGUUAUCUUUUGCAUUUUUAAAGUCAUUGUUUUUAACAUUUGACUUUAUUUCUAUUGCAGUUCGCUUGUUGGUUCAUUUUUGUAAACCGCUUAAAAGCUUUGAUUUAAUUAUAAAAGCCUAUAAGUGGUUUAGAAAAACGAGCCAACAGUUGUUAGUAUAGCAGUGUAUAAAUCCUGUUAAAUACAUAAUUGUUCAUGCAAGAAUUCCUUUUUCUAUUUUCAGUGUUUAAGAGCAAUAUUGAAAUUAAUGUGUGAAUGCUGGGCCCACAAUCCUGCCUCUAGACUUACAGCUUUGAGGAUUAAGAAGACACUUGGCAAGAUGGUAGAAUCUCAAGAUGUUAAGAUUUGACCAAGAAAUGCCAUUGGACUGCUAUGCCUCUUCACUCAAGCAAGUAUAGGGUCUGGUGGGAUGGGGCUGGGUCUGAUUUUCAGCCCCCUUCCUCACCACUUUUACAGGCUGCUAAUAUUAAAUUUUUCAGUACUUUGUAGAAAAUGGUAUCCACGUACACUAUAUGGUAUACAUGUGGAUAGCCUCAUUUUACUUUUUUUGUUUUUGUUUUGAGCUGCGUUGAGAUUUUCUUCACAUUUUCAAACUCCCCUAAAACUCAUUGAGUUCUGAAUUUCAUAUUCAGAUGAUAGUGCUUUCUGUGAAAGCCGUAAGUUAAAUGAAUUAAACAGCGGAGGUGGGGGGAAUAAGCUUUUUGCCUACCUGAUGAUACCUUAUCAAGUCUUGGUGGAUUAGCCUGCAGUCUGGGGCACUAAAUAAUUUACAAAUUCCUUAUGCCUUUUAUGGUUUUGUGUGGGCGUGCCAGGAUUUUUCUGGUGCCAUUUGGAGUACCUAAGAAGCCAUUUAAUUUCAUGCAAAACUACUAUUUUCUUUUGCAAUGCCUUGGCUCAGCAUAUGGAACCUAUUUGGAUUUCAAAGAAAAUCAGUUUCUGCCUUCCUCUGUGCUGCAUGGAAAAAUUAUAUACGUUUCAUGACCAAAAACCAAAACGGCUACUAUAAACCUAUGCAGUAAGUCACCGUCAAGUGUGAUGUGAAGAACAGACCAGAAUACAAUUCAUACUCCCAGUGCUAUGAAUUCCCCAAAGACUGAGCACACAACAUGGAACAGUUAAACGUCUCCGAUAAUUUAAGUGCCUGUAAUCUUGUACUGUAAACUGUAUCUUAGCUAGCUUUAAAAAAGGGAAGUUAUUUAUAUAGUGUUCAGUGUACUUUUAUUUGCUACAUACCUGCUCUUUUGUAUAUGUGUAAACAUAACAUACUCACAUCUGAAAAUAAUGAAACUUAAUAAUCAUAUUCAAGGUGAAUGUGACUUGCAGAAAUGUUGGAUAGUCUGUCAAAGUAUGUGCAUGGAUACUACAAAGAUAUAAAAAUUUCCCUUUUAGAGGCAUUCAUUAAGACCCUUAAUGCAAUAUUAGAGUGAAUUCAAAUAAAUGUGAGGAUGUGUUAAAAUUUUGUUCUAUAGGUUGCAAACAGUAAAUGGUCAGGCAAAAGAUUGCAGUAUUUUUUUUUAAUUUAUAGAUGUACAAAUCUUAUUUAACAUUUCCUUAAAUCAUUGCUUUUUUCAGUGAUGCCUUUAAAGUAUUAGUAUCAGCUGAACAGUUCACGGGAUACAUAAGCUAUGAAUUAAUUUAUUUUGAAUGCAACAAGUCAGACAAUAUUGUGCCACGGAUCUUGAGCAAAGGUGUGUCAUUUCUUUUCCGUCCAGUACCAAGAAAGCAAUUGGGCUGACGUUCUAAAAUGUCUUUUUGUUUUGUUUUGCACAGGUAGCUGGUAAAUAUUUGCCAUAAAUCAAAUUAUUACACUAGACUACUGCUUUCAGGGAACGCUUUCCACCGUUAACUGAUGUGUUUAAGAACUUCUGCAUGGAUUGCUGUUUGUCAGAGAGUAUUUUGAAGAUUCAAGAAUUGUUUGUAGGUACACUCAGUCCACUUGCUGGGCCUGUUUGGCCUCAAUAUUACAUUCUCGUAAGCCGAGUAUAUACUCUAGGACACUUUCAGCUGUCCACUAUGGCUCUGAAUAGCAGAGGAAGAUCAGUAGUGGUAGACAAGUGGUCUCGGGAAGCCUGUUUGCUUUUACUGAUCAUCUUGAGGCACCUCUGACGUAAUCUCUUGAGGAACCCCAGGAUUCCUGGGAGUGCAGAUUGAAAACUGAUGUAGGCUAUAUUAAAAUACAAUGUUAACAAAUACAUGUUUACGAGUUUUGUCAGAAUAGUUGGUGAAGUGUCUAUUUUCCAUCAUCCAGAAUGGAAUAUUUGUUUCCUUGUUUUAAGUGCCAUGUAAGUUGGGUAGCUUUUUAAGUGGUGCAUUAUAUGCUGACAUUUAAUUUUAAUAUUGACGAGAAUCUAAAAUAAAGCAAAUGCCAAUACUAUCUGAGAGCCACUGGGUUGCAUCCAAAUUAAGUUAUUUGCACUUAAGCCACAUUUUCUCCCAAUGAGAACUAACUUAGUAAUGACUAACUUUUCACAUUGAAUUCAGUGGAACCUAAGUUUAACUAACAUGGUUUGGAUUUAGUCCAUUGUUCCUAGAGUCCAGACAUAUCUAUGGGCUAUUUCAUGUCCCUGAUACUCUCUUAGGAGACAUUUUAGCUAGAGCAGAGGGAAUAGCCCAUUAUUUCUGAACACACUGCAUUUUGUAGUAGAAGCAACAGAUGUCUGGCAUUUCACUUUCUAAUUGGAAGCGCCACAUUCCUUCCAGCUAUGCAAUUAGUAGAAAUGAAAUUUGCCUCAAAAGGACUUGAGAUUGUUAAACAAGUUUUGAAAUAAUUUCCUUCCAAAAUUUAGUACUAUUAGCAUAAUGUUUAUGAAAAGUUUUGUUCUUUUAGCUAGCUCAACUGUGACCUUUGCUAAUUUUUUCUUCUUGAUUUCAUCACAUGGGAGUAAGAUUCAAAAUCUCAUUUACUAAAGUAAAUUUUAUUUUUGAUCUCUUGCCCUCUCCACCCCUUGGCAAUUUGACAUAAGAGCAAGGGGAGAAAUUGUACUCUGGCUUCUUCAUGGUACUAAUCAUUCUGUGUCCAUGUUUCUUUGGAUCCCUUCUACCAGUUGUAUGGCUGUCCCACCUAUAUUGGGGUUUGUUUUUUAAUGGCAUCCUUAACACCUCUGUAGAUCACCUUAUUGAUCUGACCAAAGCUGUGCUUGGAAGUCAUUUGUUGCACUCAUACUAAUUCAGCAGUUGUAAAAAUGUUUGACUAAUUCAUGAUUGUAAAUUAAUUUUCAAUUGGGAGUAGAUGCAAGUAGCAAUUCUGCUAUAUAGUUGCACUUGAUGAGUGGUAGAAUCCUUCUUACUAUUUGGUGGCCAAACAGCCUCACAUAUGAGCUUCUGCAGUGUGGUUUUAUCUCCAGGCUACCACCAAAUAUUCCUGGUGGCAGCUUGCAGACAAAUGACAUAUAUCUGAUUCACCUGGUGAGCCAAUACAAUGUGAAGGAUGUGGCCACUCACAGAGGCAUUUUCAAGUGGCCAUGACAUCACAGCCAAAGAGUGAGAAGUGACCUUAAAUGUGGCAAAAUUGAAUUAUACCAUUGUCAAGAGAAUUGGUAUGUUUUUUUAACAUUAUUGCCUUAUCAUAACGCCAACAGACUCAUUUCAUACUAAUGUUAUCUUUUAUUAGACUACGUUUAGUAUGUGCGUGUGUCAAUUCUUUAAAAACACAUGCUUGCUUAUGUCUUCCAUUGUGUACUAUACACACUAGUAAUUUCCCACUUGCAAACGAAUGUGUACCUUGAAGCUUUGAGAGUAUCAUGAUAGUUAGAUUAAUGAAAAGUAUAAUGGUUUGAUUGCUCCCUUGUUCCUUAUGAAGCGGACUUUUCAACUCUCCCUCUUUUUUAAGGAAGCUGCAGCAUUUUGCAAAGCUGUGCCACCCUUGGGAAUUUGAAAGCAGCAGGGGCAGCUCCAUUUAAGCCUGUAAGGAAGGUUGGUUAGUGUUAAGAAAUUAACCCAAAUGCUGAAUGUAUUUUGCAGUAAGGAAUACUAGAGGAACGAGAAUGAAUGGAAAUCUCCCCUUGGAAUUCUGUUUGCUUGUUUUCUAAAAUAUUCCUAAAAGCCAAUAUUGUAAUUAAAUUCCGUGGUGUUUUCUGCUCUGCAAAAUAUUUUUCUCCCAUUAACCAUUGUCAUCUGAGAGAACUUAUUAAUUAUCUAAUAACAAUCAGCCAAGACUAUUGGUAUAUAUUUUGAAUAUCACACUUCUUCUUUUUUUAAAAAAAAGCAAAAAGCCAUCAUUUCACUAAGUUCUGACUAGUGCCAUAAAAAAACCAAACCUAUUUGCUUCUUAUGCCAUAAAAAUGCCUACCUCCAUAAAUACAUUUCUUGAGUGGCCGCUGUCACCUUUUGCUUGAUGUAACACCUUCAUAUUCCCAGAAUCAGCCUCUUUAUGAACCCAUAACGCCUGUUUGUGUCGCUAACAGCAUCGGUUUCCCAUGUCUAUUUUGAUAAAUGCUUUCCCCUAAUACUCUUCUCAGCUCUAAACAUUAUUUGUCAUUGGCCUCAUGACACUACUGUCAUUGCAUCUGUACCUUUCCAGCGCAAGGGAAACAGACUUUUCCAUUUCCCCCAUACAUUUGUGAGCACUACAACUUCUCUGUUUAAAUAGAGUAAGCUGACAACACUACAAAUUUGUAGGUUGCCUUCUUCAGUAAUGCUGUCUGACGUCAAGGUGUGAUCUGAAAUACUAGAACAAAAUUUAUUAUUUUCACGCUGCAUACUAAUUUAAAUACUGAGUCUUCUGCUCACUUUCAAUGUGAGAGGACUCAGAUUUGGCUGGUCUUUUAGAAAAGUAAUUAUGUACCUUUUGCCUCAUCUUGUGAUGGUAGCUAUUGUUGGCCUAGUCAUUCAUAUUGAAUCCUCAUCACUUAUAUCAUGUCUCCCAAACCCAUUUUGGUGGAUUGCAGAAGUUUGUAGAAAAAGAGACGGGACAGGUCACCAGACACUUCUUUACUAUGAGGGAGAUUUGUUGUGUAAACAGGAGUGUUCUUGCACAACUCCCACUCAUUCUAAACUGGUGUUAAAAUUUCUGGUGGAUUGUGCCCAAAAUGAAAGACUUAUUUCUUGUAUCAAAUGUGGAAUGAACAAUAUUUCAAAUGAUCAUCUCAUUGAACAAUUGCCUUGUUGUAUAGUACCCCUGAAUGCAAUAUAGAUGCCCACAUACUGUAUUCAUGUUUUGUGCUCUGACUUACCCAUGCCCAAUAUAAAAAUGUACUAUAUUGUAUACAGAAAGAAUAAUGUAGCUAACCUAUAGAAGAUGUAAAUAAAAAGGAGAGGGUGAAAGAAGCAGUAUGAUUAUACUCAUUUUGUUAUAUAUAUAUAUACCACAAGUUUAGAAUGUUUUUUAAUUGUAACAGGCUAAGUGUCUUUUUGUACAGCAUCUGAUUUAAAAGGUGCCUUAAGUUUACCAUGAAUUGCUUUGUUCUGUACACAAAUUUAUGUCAAUGUAUCAUUUUUAAGUAAAUAACCUUAUUUUAGUAAACAUUAGUAAUAUAUUUGUUUGUUAACCGUUGCAUAUUGGUGAUCAAACAUCCACACACAUGGUUGUAUGCUGAAGAUCAUGUCUCACAAGUAAUUUGUACUGCAGUAUAGUCGUACCUUGGAAGUCAAACGGAGUCCAUUCGACUUCCAAAACGUUUGAAACCAAAGCACGGCUUCUGAUUGGCUGCAGGAAGCUCCUGCAGCCAAUCGGAAGCUGUGGAAGCUCCAUCAGAUGUUCAGGCUCCAAAGAACAUUUGCAAACCGGAACACUCACUUCCGGGUUUGUGGCACUCGGAAUCCAAGGUACGAAUACUUCAGUCUUUCCUGGUAACUUUUCAGAUGCACCAAAAGUGGAGCCCCAGGCAUUGAUCAUUCACUGGUUCUGUGUAUUUUUAAAGUAAAACAGGCCAUUCAUAAUUGCAACAAUGUGCACUCCCAUGUGUUCAAACCAAGGUCCAAAAUACCUUGUGAGAAGUUUCCCUCCACCAUUCUACAAGAAAAAUCUGUUGAAUCUGGGUGCAGAAUUAUACGUCAUACACAGCAUCAGGCUGCUGUUAAAAAAUGUUACCCCUUCUGUUUUGUUCUUCCAUCUCCCCUGUAGCAUGUGAAACCGCUUACCUCAAGUUGUACAUAACAUGCGCGCAUAAACCUUAGGAUUCCCCUGUCUGCUGAACCUUUUUCUGUAGCAUUUAUAAAACAAACCACACACAUAGUUUAGUUUUAUCAAAGUACAUACAGAUAAUGUAUAUUCACAGUUAGCUGGAAUCAUGCAUAUGAGGAGUUUUAUUCACAAUAAUUUGGCCUUGAAAUAAUCAUUUGAUGUCCAGUAUUUGCACAUCUACAUGAAACUGGGUUAAAUGCUUAUCAGUGGAAGUUUUAUGAUUCCUGCACUUGAACUAUUAAAAUGUGCAAAGCAAAACUA
Messenger RNA from Podarcis lilfordi (Lilford's wall lizard), 60249 nucleotides. The record is from the annotation of a GenBank genome assembly. NCBI's taxonomy places the organism in Eukaryota, Metazoa, Chordata, Lepidosauria, Squamata, Lacertidae.